ACUCACUUACAGGAUGCUCCUGAGGCCCACACUAAGUUAGUCUAUCAGCAGCCUGACAGGCGUGUUAACAAACUGCUUCCAGAUAAGGCACUCGCGGGACUGGAGUUGUGAAUGAGUGGAGGAGCAGGGGUGGGGGUGUUCAGUCAGACUCGGCUCUCCUGCUCGAGGAGCGCUCACAGAAGACGCGUUGCAGUCCGAUGGGGCAGCAGACACAGCAGCAACAACAGCGCUGUCUCCACCACAUUACCUUCAGACACGAGCGGAGCGGCAGCUCAGAUCCUCUGAACGCACAGAUACACUCACAGAUACAGCCUCGUGCUUUUCACAAAGAUUUUUUUACUGGAGUUUUUCUAACAUCGAUGAGUAUUGGACACAAUAACUGAAGACGGAAUGGAUGCUUCACAGCUGCUCCUGCUACUACUACUGCUCUGUGGGGGUCCGCAAAAAGUAAGUCAUUAUCUUUACUUUUGAAGAAUGUCAUGAUAUAUUUUUUAAGAAAAUUGCUUUUCUAUCUAUCUAUCUAUCUAUCUAUCUAUCUAUCUAUCUAUCUAUCUAUCUAUCUAUCUAUCUAUCUAAACAAUGUUUAUAUUUCUGUUUCAGGGUUUAAAAUAAAUCACUUUUGAGUUUAUAUAAUCUGUCAAAAUGUGUCUUGGACUUGUAGCUCCUAGAAAUGUAACCUGACAAAACUUCUGGUUGCUCAAGUUCAAGCCUACACUGUAAUUGGUAGUCUAACCUUUCAAUACUACUGUGAAGUGUUCACUUAAAGACACUGGAUAGAUAGUCUUCUAUCAUGAGAACUUUAGGAGAAAUCUUACUGUACAGAGACUUUUGUAAAGACCAAUCUAAGUAAAACUCUUGGUCUUCUUUCUGUAGCCAAGGACAACUUUUAAGCAAUUUGGUUUGUGUGUCACCUGCUGCUGCAUCUGACUUUUCAUUGUGUUUUAUUCCCUCUUGGAAGGAUUAGAAAUUUCGUGCAGCUUGAUAGAAACAUCUUGAAUUAGUGAUAAUAGGAUUAGCAAUGGAUUUCUGAGCAGUUUAAAAGUCUGCGAACGAGGUGUGAAAACCUAGGAGCAUUAUAGAAAUGUCUGCGUUCUCUACCCUCACUGACAACACUCACAUGUUCAGCCCACCCGGAGGCUCUCAAGUAUUGAGCAGAUACGUCAUCUGUUGACAUAUUUUAGUGGCUCUUACAUGCAGCACCACCUCCCACAGCCUUGGGCUUCACAAUACCAUGAGCUAAUACGAUUCAUUUGUAUGUUCAGUGAGAAAAUGUGGCGUCAGGGGAACGUUUCCAAAAGUAAUAUGGCGGGAUCAAUAUCAAACAGAUGUGGAUGUACAUCACAAAUGAAGUUAUUGCUGAAUGUGAAGCUUGCAAACAGCGAAUAAUACCAACGUGAGAAACAGGUUCAAAUCCAACCUGGAAAGCCAUUAAACAUUCAAAUUUUGACAACUUAUUAAAAUGACAUUUGGCUGACAUCUAAACCUGAUGUUGGAUUGACUUCAACCAACGUCAGUGGAUGGAUUUACCUAAGUUAGAUAUGACAAGUUUGUUGUCUAAGUUUAACGUUGGACUUCUGCACCAACCUGCUUAUCUUGGCAAAACACUGUGUUAAUAUUAAAACCCAGUGUUGUGUUGACCUCAUUUGAAUAACCAACAUUCGAGUAUGACAAAAAGUCAGACCCAGGUUGAGCUGAUGUUUAGAAGACACCAGAAUCAAAUUUUGGAGGUGCUUCAGUAAAGUGAAGCUGUUGAAAACCAGGUUAAUGUUAAAACCCAGAGGUGCUGGAUAUCGAGUCGUGUUUGGAAACCAAAAUCUGUUGAACCUCAGAAGCCAUUUCUGACUUCUGACAGACAUUGAGAUGUGGCUGACAUCAGUCACAGACAUUUGAUGGACAUUGAACUAUGGUCGGAAUUGAAAAUCACUGUUGCCCAGUUUUGGCUUGAUGUCAACCCUUCAGUUGUUAAACUUUAAAUCUGACACACUUUCCAAGCCAGUACCUGUGAAGUGACACAGAUUUGAAGUCUUUAUGCUAAACUUGACAUAUCAGUUUCCAGAUCAAGUAAUGUUAUUUAUGCUGUAUUGGUUUGAUAUGUUUGUUUAGCUGAUAAACUCUGCAGUCUUAAAGUAAGUCAAACUCAUUGAACCACAAGUAAAGCUCAUAGUGGAGUGUAGGGCUGUAAUGAACCUGCCUUGUUUUACAGUCUUAAGCUUCUCUUCCUAUUGUGCUGUCAGCCCUCCUCAUUUUUUUCCAGCUCUUUAUUUUGUACUUAGACGAGGCAAGGACAGCAAUUUGAAACACCAACAGUCCUUAAAACUUGAAGCAACAGCCUUGCAGCCCUUGUGAUGAGCUCUGCACUAACAAACCAUCAUAGCUGGCAGGUAUUUAUGCUGUGUUUCUCUCAUGAAGACGGCUUGUAUAUUUCUGCCCUGAAGCAUUCACAGAGGUCCACUUAUCAUAGAUUGACAACUUGAUUUAUUGCUUUCUGCAGCAACUGUUACGGACUGACUGUCCAAAGUCUGGAGGAUAAUAGUGAGCCUUUAGUGUCUCCUAGAGGGAAACAAUUGAGAUUUGUUCCCAGUAUUAAAAGCUCAAGCAUAAAUCACUGUCAUGCAAUCUUCAUCCUGCUCUUCAUAGAAUAAGAAAUAUAACAGAGUUGACCUUGGCCAUACAUCAAACAUCCUAUCUUGUCAUCGUUGCUCUUUCUUUUUCACAUAUUCUGCCCGCUUCACAAUAUAUUGGCAAAUAUGUGAACUCUACUACCUCCAAUAGGAAGAGCAGCCUUCAGUUAAAGUCCACAUUUCUGUAUUACGUCGGUCUCCUUCUGGUUUCGUUUUUACCUGCCUCAAUCCAUCUUAAGCAGCAUUAAUGAAAAACUGGAGAGUUGGUGUGCAUCUGCUGUGCAAAAGCUGAACAUAAUAAUGCACUACUUUUUGUAGGAUUAAACUGGCAAUCUGGCUGCUUUUUUUUAGCUACAGCACUGCACUGACUCAUCACAGGCAACAGCAAGUCUCUGAAACUGAAGCAGCUAAAUGGAGCUCUCAUUAUUGCCGUUAUUUACAGUUCUGUAUUAGUGCAUUUUCAGCCACUAGAGGGCAGAGAAUGAAGCUCAAAUUACAGUGUUGACUGUGUAAGCUGAUUGAAACAGAUCAACACAUAUCUUUAGCAAAAAGUUGUGAGUCGAAGUGACAGAGCAGAGGUGGUCAAUUGGUGGUCAACAGAUAAGGUCAAGAGAACAAGUGCUGCUAUUGACAACACAGAAGUGAAGCAGAUAAGAUGGUCUAACUAACACAAUACUAUCCUCUUUGCCCUUUUUGCUCAAAAGUAAAGCAGUCAGAGGUUUAAUCUCCUGCUUCUAGCCCUGCUAUGCUGCUAUUACUUCAGAGGAUUUUUCAGCAGUAAUCGAUUAAAGGCAAAAAAAAAAAAAAACUCCUGAGAGCUCAGUUCUUGGAUUUUUCUCACAAUGUCAGGACGACCUCCACUUUAUUCCGCAGGUGCUUUUUGAUCCAGAGGUAGCUCUUACUUUUUUGUGAUAGUGGCAAGUUGACAGUACCUGGUUUAAAUGAAAUAAGGUGUGAGUCAGACUGCAGGAGUUUUGGAGCCAUUUAUACCAGAUUCAAUCCUUGUUGCACCCUCUGGCCAACAUGGAGGUCUGGACAACAUCCUGCACACUUGUUUUAUUUUUUUCUAUUUUAAAGCUGGAGCAUGUUUGAGAUUUGAGGAGAAAAAUCCUUGGAGUAUAUCCUUGCACCUGCUGUAGCAUGAGCAAAGUCUAGAUACAGCAGCUUAGAAGUGUCAUUAGUAUUGCUCACCUUUACUUUUGGCAAAUCUCUCAGCCCCUUUGGGAGGAUUUUGAGUCCCCCAUCCCAAUUUUUUUUUUUAUCAUCUUUAAAACUCUGUUUGGGAUCAUAACCUGUGUCAGAUUUAUUUUCACAAAAAAUAGUUUGAGUUCUUUGGGAGAACUUUAAACACCUGGAAAAGACCUAGAAAAGCAAACUGGACCGUCAGUGAACAUUUUGUUUAUUGUUGUAGAGAUUUCACUCACAGCCGUAUUUGAUAUUUUCCCUGCAAAGAUGUCCAGUAAGUGUCAAAAUUAAGCAGGAUGACAUUUUUGUCAGAAAACACAACUUAAACAUGUACAGAAAAAAUCAACAAUGAGAAAAGAGUUACCCCUUUGUCCACAGGGGGUGCCAAAAUCAACACAAACCAAAAGUUCCUCACAGGAGCUUUUAAGUGUACAAAGACACUUGUGUAAAACUUGCAGAAUCUUAAUGUUUCUGUGACACUUUCUUUCUUAAUGUCACAAUUUCAAUUUUUUAUGUAAUCUAUAUAUCAAAUUAUAAUUUACAACAAUGUUUUUCUAUAUGUGUAGUUUAGAAGUGCCAUGAUAAGUUAUCUGCCAUUGCUUUGGAGGAUUUGUGAACCUGAACAGGGGCAAAUGAUGUAAAAAUCAUGCUGCUGGAAUCAUUUCAGUGAGUUUCCCUCAGAGGAUUUAUAGGGAAUCAGUCCAUGGAGGCUGAGGGUUGUUUGUGUUUUACUGCCUUUUGAAGGUUUGACCUCAGAGAUCAUAUUUGAGUCGCAGAACUGACUGCAAACAGUCUGCUGUCAUCACAUUUUCAGGGAUUAUUGACAUCAGGUCUACAGUCGAUCUGCUUGUCAUUAAAACUGCAGAUUACUGUCAAUCUAAUGCUGGACAUCUGGAGUGAAAAAAAACGGAGAAUUCCCGUGAUAGCUACAGAAUCAAAUGAUUUCACUCCAUAAGAAGCUUCCUCUCAUCCUUGUCCUCUCAUUCUUGUCAAUCUUGUUGUUGUUCAUGGCCUCUGAAAUCCUCUGACUCCUGGCUUGGCUCCCCUUGUUAUGACGUUUGUUGAUGUUGUUAAGUAAAAUAGGAUCAUGCGUCAGCCUGGAGUGUUUUGCUCUAAAAAUUAACUGGAUGAUUUAAUGUUGUUUUGGUGUCUGACCUCCUGGCUUGCUCAAUCUGUCCUGCGCUGAUUGACACGCUGCGUUCCAGCAUUCAUCAAAUAAAGAAGAAGCUGUGGGCUGCCAAAGUGCGGAGGACCUUGGUUUUACCAGAACUGAGCGAGAGAGAUAAAACUAUAGAUGCACAGUUUGGGAUUUCUGUAGAUAUGCCAACAUUUACAAACUCUUUUGAGCAACAACUCAUAUCAAUAGUGAGAUAUUCACACAGUGUUUUUGACUAAAAUUAACGGAGCUGAUCUGAUAAUCUUAUCUGAAUCAGAAACAGAAAUUUUCAUGCAGUCUAAUACCAAUGAGUAACUUUUGAUGCCAUAAUAGGUCAUUACAGAUGUUAUGCUGAUGAUAUUGUGCAUCUCAAACCUACAGCAGAACUAGAGUGAAACUUAUCAGCUCCUCUACUAGGGUGGAAACUUGGAUCUGGCGGGAGAAGUUCAUUUUAACUUGGACACCAACAAUUAUGUCCGUGCGUCAUCCUGCACUGUUUCUUUGUGUUUUUCCCUGUUAUGCUUAAUAUUUCAUAUGCGACUUAGCAGUUCUCUUUACUUUACUGUGAUUUUACAGCAGUGUGGAAAUCGAAGAGUGAAACUUUGUUCUCAUCUCUGUGUGCUCUUGAGUAUUCCUUCAUAGUAAUACCACAAAGCCCAGCACGCCCAGUAAAGACUCAGUUCCCUGUUUAAAUGAUGAGCCCAGCUUACCUUGGAGUGUAUUCUGAAUUUGUAAAUUGAGUCAUCACCCUGAUAUGCAUACGCUGAACAAACAGUACAGGCAGAAGUAUUAUUCAGCUCUGGCAGAAGCCCUUUUUCAUGGGAAACUGUUUUUUUCUUGUCUAAGGUGAGCUGCAGACUGCUGAGGGAACAUUAUCGGGUGAAGUAAGGGCUCCACCUCCACAGGGUGUUUGUGGAUGAUUGAUGAGGAUUGCUCCACGUUUUGCACACCAGCAUGAUUGUAGCUCAUGAAAUAGACCAAUUAGACAACAGAAGAGAAUUGUACACAUGUUCAUAAAUCAUGUCCUCUGUCCUUCUCUUCAUGACCUCCAUUUCUUUCACUUCUGAGACAUCUUCUCUCCUCUUGUUUUCACUUCAUUUGCACUGACCUUUUGGUGCUCUGGGCUGCUUUUCUUACACGUUUUCAGUGACCCGCCGGCUCUCUGCCAGGGGCUGUCAGCUCACAUUUUUCAGCCUCUGUUGACACAGAUGAACAAUCACGUUGGAUCACUCAGCGACUGCCUUCCCCGCUUCCUUAGUAUGUUUGCAUGAUAGCAUCUAUUUGCUAGGCGAGAGUAAGAAUUCUGGUCGAAUUUCACUUGCGGAGAACAUUUCUCUGUGUUUGCUGCUUUAUUACAACAUAGAUAAUUAUAAAACAUGAAAUGCCAGGCUAUAGCUGCAGGGCUAUGAUACAGGGCAAUGGAUAUGAACUUUCCUGCGCUUCAUUUGCACCACGACAGAAGUACAUUGGACACCUUAACUUGUUAUUUGUCUCCUCCACAGGUGUCACUGCUGCAGAUGUGUGACGUGGUGAACCAGAUUGAGCUGGAGAAAGAGCAUUGUGAGAACAGCACCUACGGGAACCUCACUUCAGGUAAUUUUUGUAACAUUUCUUUUUGUCCUGUUCUGUCCCUAUGCCCAUUGGAGUUGUGCAGGAGGCUAUUCAGUGAAAUUGGGAAACAGCGGGAGGAAAUAUAUAGUGGGGUAAUAAAAAACUUUAAGAAACAAAAAACUUUUCAGUCAUCCAUCAAUGUCAGACAAAGAAAUCAUGUCAAGGCUUGAAUAGUAGGAAGGAAACAGCUUUAUAAUAAGAUUUAAUCCACUUAUUGAAACUCAAUAAACCAUCAGUCAUUACUUUCACUAACAAUAAAGUCAGACUCCCCUGAAGCUCCAUAUGACAGCAAACAACAGGCCUAUAGUUCACUAAAGACAUAUUCAUUUUUCCAUAACAGUGAAGACUCAAAGGAUUAAAGACUGUCUAAGAAGGAGGUUUUGUCCAGUACUAUCAUCGCGGAUACACUAGGUGCUGUUGUAGUACUCUAGUCCAGGACUUGGACUUCAGUCUGACUGAGGCCCUGACUCAAGCCUGACCACUGCCCAGUCACCAGACUUUGAGUCAAUGCAGAGUUGAAGUCCUCAGUGUCAGAGUCUAAGUCCAGGUCACAGAGGAAGAUCUGAUUGAUUCUGAUGUGGUUACUGCAGGUGAUGAAUUCAUAUAUUACCUGCAGCUCAUGUGCUUUUAAUCAGAACUUAAUCCAACUAAAAAUCUUGGACCUGAUAGUUGAAUCACUUUGAUGGCAAGUUACUUUAGCUUCUCACCGACCUCUCUGGCUUUGGAAAUGUAAGGUCUGAGCAGCUAGUAUUUCAGUAAACUUAACAUGAAAGAAAUCAGAACUCCAGUCAGACUUGAGCUGGAGUUCUAGACUUGGGUAUUACAACACUGGCAAUGCUAAAUGGACCUGUCUUUGUAAUGCAUUAUGAAAUACAGUAUAAGUGCAGAAGUGUUUCACUUUGACAAAAAGAAAAAGUCUGUCUCUGCUUUCCCCAUCUGACCUCAUCUUAGUAAAAGCACAUUCGUACACACUGGAUUAUGUAUUAAGUUAUUGUACCUGAACUGCAUGCAUUGAAACAGCUUCGCUCCUUAUCUCUGCAAUGGCCUCAUUUCUCUACUUCCCUAUCUACUUCCUCACAGGAAGGUAGUAAAGCCGUUCUCAGAGGUCACAUCGCUAAUAAAUGAAUUAGUGUGUGAGCCUCAGUGAGAAACCAUACAUUCACAGCCUGUGUACAUGCAACCUGUUGAACAGAGAAUGAAACAAACCAGACGCUGACAUAAAUAGCUCUCAACACUUGAUUUAGUCUGGUAGUCAGAACUAAAGCGGGCGUCACAUAAGCCCAGUUAGGGUCCUUUCACCAUAGACUCAGCUGCUUCUGAGACUCACCUCACGGUCUGUCACGGAGUCUAUCCACAAGUUUCUUCAGCAGUCUGAUGGUGUUUUGAUCCUGCUGACAAAUCCUUAUGAGCUGCAUCUACAGAGUCCUAUGGUAAGCUCUAUGAUAUAAGAUGCCUUUAGCACAGGGGACCAGAGUACCAGGUCUGGUCUAAGGGUUAUGGGUGCUUUCUCAGGUAAGAUAUUAACUGCUGGUUGGUAUCCACCAUCAUCAGUCCCUGGGCUGCUCCUUCUUAGGCGUCUGUUUCUGGCUUGGUGGAUUGAAUGUUCCCAGCUGCAUGAUGUUGGUAGUUCCCCACUUGAUCUCAGUGGCAGAUACCUGAUUAUGUCGCUGAGUACACUGGGCUUUUCUUGAGGCUACACUCUGAUAUUAUGGGCUUUGGGGUUACUGGAGUUAGGUAAAGGUUACAUCCUCAGCGAACCUCUUUCAUCACUCCCUCUGAUUGCAUCCAUUGUCCUUCUUUCACAUGUCAGACAGCCUUUGUGCUUCUAUCAGACUCCUCCUGCUGGCCCACCUCCUAAGAAAUUUGUAUUUGAAAGUACCAUGUACCACCGGCUUAGUUUUCAAAGUCCACCAUGUUUGUUUACCCUAAAAUCAUGUUUAUUAUGUUUUCAAAAUCAGUCAAGAUUGUAAAAUACAAAUUCAAUAGAGUGGGGAGGAAAAAAAACUAAAAGUUGGGAAAAUGUUGCUAUUAACUGUUGUUGAUUUGCUGUUGGAGACAAAUCUAUUAUUAACAUGCUUUCACUACUAAUGUCUGACAUGUCUUAGUGCAUGUGAGUCACAGGAAGCAAAACAACAAUAGAAAUAACGGAAGUGGGGUUUUCACUUUUCAGCCCAUGCUGAUGCUAAAACCAGAUGGAAGUAAAACUGAAAGUCCAGAAACACAAUGAUAGACUGAUACACUGAUAGAAAACCUUCACUGUCUUUAUCAAGAUUAAAAAUAAUUAAUCCCUGCAAUGAAAUAACGUGCUGCACACACAGUCACAUAGCAGUGGUGUCUCAGGGGGAAAUGCACUGUGUAGUCUAGAAGAAUCAAAGCUACAAAUUAAAGGGGAGUUUUUUCUCUUAGUGUAUUUCCUGUUAAGAAAGAAAUCAUCUAUUGAUUGUCACAAAUGAGUUACUUCCAGCUUGCAUUGAUAAAAAUGGCAUUAUGUUUUUGUUUUGCUGUCAAACUUGAUGAUUUGUGAUUGAAUGAUAACAGCAAACAGAUUAAAAAACGGGGAAAUUAAAGAACCAAGGUGAUGAAUAAAUUUAUGUUGAAACAGACAAAUAGAAAUGAAUCUUUCUGUCUCCAAAUUAAACUUCCGUUGAUCUAAUGACACUCAGGUCCUGCACAGUAUUGAUUUUGUCACUCGUGCUGUGUUGAGAGCAUGGUUUAAUUCCGUCAGCGUGCACGUUUGUGUUUGCGUGUGUGUGUGUAAAAGUGAGUGAUGCCAUGUUGAUGGUAUUGUCUUCUCUGGGCAGGUUGCCAGGGCAUGUGGGACAUUAUCGCCUGCUGGCCAUCAGCCAGAGUGGGAGAAGUGGUGACGAUAACCUGCCCCACUUACUUCAGCUACUUCAGCGACCAGCACAGAGGUAACCAAUCAGCUACUGUCGAUACAACAACAUGCUCUUUCGGAUAAAUAUUUAUAUGUCUGUUUCAUAUUCAGUCUUAAAACUAUCAACCUUUAUUCUCCAAGUUAUCAAAACCAAAUAAAUGUAAUGCAAAGCCAGCUAAAACGUAGAUUUUCCACAGAAGGACGAGACGACAAUGUGGAUAUUUCUCUCAAAAAUCAUUCAGAAGACUAAGUUUCUGUAAAAUGAAAAAAAAGUCAUGCUGUGCUCUAGGAAUAAUUUAUUUUGAGGCAAACAGGCCCACUGGAUCUCCCAGCAAGCAGACAAUUUUCUGUAAGGUCAUAUAUUCCUAUUACUCCAGCUUUGAGUAUUGUGAUAUUUGAAAGUGCAUUUGCAUACAGUCAGGCCUGUGGGUAGAUAUUGAGGGUGAAAUGUGAUGCUUGCAUGCAAAUGAACAUUUAGAGUCAUCAAAUUGCUACUCAUACGGUCACCAUAAAUUAUUAGAAACCCUGUGGAAAGCCUGAGGCGGAAAAACUUGUGGCAAACUGGAUAUUAGUUCAUGAUCCUCUCGAAAACCAUCAGUGUUAUUUAUGAGACCAGGCACCAAUUUCACUUCUUAAUAUGUGAGAUAAAACAUAUUUUGUCUGUGUUUUUUUAAACAUCAAAGUGGGAAGAAACACUCGUUUUCUCUAACAGUCACUGAAUAGCACUUCAGAGGCUGCACCCAAAGUAACAGCGUUGACCCUGAGAGUCCUCUUAGACUCAUUAAACCCAGGAUCAAAAUUAAUCCAGGUUACUGUAAACCAUGUGCAGCAUUUACAUGAGCCAAGCAAAAGACCAGAUUUAAAAUGCAGGGAAUCCAGCUCAUGCCCUAACCUUUAUUUUGGAAGAAGCACAGACAGAGAGGAGGAGGAGUAAAAAGGAGUCACAUCAGAUAAGAAAGAGAAACAGAACAAGGUUUUAAGUUUUUUUUAUGAGCCACCUACUUAAGCCAAGACCCCUGACUGCCUCUGUCUUCAGCUCUCUAUUAUGUACAGUGUUGCAGGUCCAGAAUGAGCUCGCCUCUAAGUUCAGUUCUCUGUAAAAUGAAGAAGUUUACUUUCACUUUUUAGCUGCACUUAACUCCUCUUUAAGUUGAACCUCAAAUGUUUGAGUCCCUAGCCAUCAGUAGUUGACAUUACCUGAGCUAAAUAAAUUACUUGAUGGAAAUGUAAAAUCACAGAAAGGUACUAAGUUUUAAAAGUUACAAAAGCCACUUUGGAGGAUAUGUUUCACCCCUUAAAGCUGUCCUGAGGAAUAUUUGGUCUGUGUUGGUUUUUGCACCCCCCUGUGGACAAAGUGAUACCUCUUUUCUCUUGUCCUGCACUCAUGAAUUUAUACCAUAUAUCAUCAACAAUCAUCAGAAUGGCUGUUCUUUCAGCUGAUGUCAAUCAUCUUCAAAUAUUAAAAUUACAACACAAAAAGUAUCCUUCUCUCUUGUUGCUGAUGGUCUGGUUUGCAUUUAAGGGUUUAAAAAAGACAUCAGGAUCAGUUUGUUUAUCGACCAGUUAAAAACUCUGCACAGUGCCUUGAAAAGCCAUCAAUCAGGACAACUCAAAAACAGAUCAGGAUGUUUAUCAUGGAAAGCUUUAAAAGCUCAGAACACAAACAACAAAACAUGCCUCAUCUUUCAAAUCUGAAGCUUCAGCCAAAACUUCACACAUCACAUAAGUUUACAUCUUCUCAAACAGUUCAGAGUAAAGUUAAGAUCUUGUUAACACUUGACCCAUCCAAGUAAUGUCAAGAUUCUUCUAUUCAAACAGCAUCAUAUGUAGUGUCAUUGAUACCUGCUCUAUUCUGAAUCCAAGGGGUCUUUGCUGCUGUCCGUUCUGCCUUGGCUUUUCAUAUGCACAUCUCUGUAGCCCCUCACAUAAACCAAGGAUACCUCUAGCAUCUAAUGCAAGGAACCACUAGCCUGGCUGGGCCAUCCAGUUGCGUGAAUCACUUGCCGUUCCUUCCCACAACAGUCUGGACUUCGGCCAAUUGGGAGCCCUAAAAGUGGGCGGGAGUACUUUCCUUGAUAGACAGACUACUGUAACCAAUCACCGUAACCAAACAUCUGACGUCAUCACAGUGCGCAACUGUGUUCCCUGCUGGACUCUCAAGCAUCAAGUAAAGGUUUGGUAAUAUUUCAACGUGUACGAGCAAACGAUGUCUUUUACGUCUUCUUCUGCGGAUAUAAACGGUUUCUGCCGACUUUGCAAAGUCAACUGCAGAAUUAACGGCGUUCUGAAUGAACGGCGCUUUGAAAAGUCCCGCAGCAUGUGUUAGACGUCGCCACUACACAUGGACCAAUCAGGGGCUGACUUUCCCUGUUGUCCGGGGAACAGUGGAAACAAAGUCACUGAUUGGCCCGGUUAUUUUCUGAUUUGUAAUACACGCUCCCAAUUGGCCGAAGUCCAGACUGUUGUGGGGAGGAACGGCAAGUAAUUCACGCAACUGGAUGGCCCAGCCAUUCUAAGGAACUGCAGUCUCUGACAGAUAGUUUAAAACCAUAAUAUUUACCUGUAACUGUGGAAGAGGAGCUACUUCUGUCAAAGAACUGAUACAUUUUACUGCAUUUAAUGUCAAUCUAAUGUAAACGGUUAGACAGAUUCAGGAUAAAUGUGUUCUUUUUUAAUCAUGCAAACUCACUUGACAAUCAACACAGAUAAAUGAAUUAGCCUGUUAGCUCAGCAAGCACACCAUAAGAUAGUUUCUCCUUAAUACAAAGCAAUAGUUUGAUUAAAGACAUAGAUAAGCAGAAACAAGGCAUAAAACCAAACUUGUUCUUGCCUUUUUCAAUUUGUCCUGGUUUGUUCAUAAAAGUCCUUCAAAGUUUAACCAGAGCUGCCUUCACCAUCAUAUCUAACUUCAUCAUCAGGAUACGUGGUGCCAUAAAUCUGACUCCAGUUGCUAUAAAACACGGUGCUUGGUGGUUCAUGCUCUUGUUACCUCUUGGUUCCUCCAGGAAUGUGGGCGGUAAUUCACCCUCUCCAGAUUCAACAAUCCUCAAAUGAGCCAUUCAGCUCCACAUUCACUCAAAUUCGAGCACAACACAAAUUUCAUUAUCAGCAGGGUUUUGUUUUUGUCUGAGCUCCAUUUCAGACCCCCAGAGAAUAAUCCUUUUUAUCGGCUGUAUUUAGAAACAGUGGGUUUAAGUUGUUUUUCUUGCUUGUUUGAGUCAGAUCUUCUAAUUUUCCAUAAUUUUCUUGUCCUGAUAACAAACCUCUGUGUUUUUGUUGCUCUCUACCAGCAAAUUCUCUAGUGGGUAAUUCAAAGGGAAGGCCGAUUUUGUGGCCGCUCAUGGGUUUGUGUGCUCCUCAAGAGCCCCUUUAAUAACCCCUUACUGUUUCCUAUUUGUUUGCACUCAUUUAAAGAUAGUACUAGUACGUGAUUUUACUUUAGUGUAGCAUCUUAAGAGAGUAACUGAGGUGCGUUUGACUAUCUUGAGUUGUAGACAGGCACUUUCACUGAAAUGCCAGACUGACUCUAAAGCAGGUGUUUUAAAGAAGAACAGCUGUUAUCCUGCUUUCAGUGUCCUUGUUGGCCAAGAGCCACUAUUUAUCCUUUGCUUCACGGAGGAUUGAUAUUAGACGCAUUACGCAUUAAGUGCUCCCCGCUGGAAAACUUUAUGGCCCUGUUUAAUGUUGAAAUAUCAUCAGCGCAGCUUUUUUGUGAAUUGGACCUUGAGAAGGGACAAAAAGCAGCUGUGAUGUGUAAUUUGAGAUUUCUCCACAUAACUUGGUCAAUCGUAUAAGCUCAUUUUCAAGUGUAAAACCUUUUUCUAUGGGCUUCAGGACAUUUUAUAAAAGGCUAUGUCCUCCUUUGGAUUCAGUGCCAUAUCAAUCAUGAUUGAAAUCUAUUAUGGAAAGGGUAAACAUGACCCCAAGUCAAGGUACUCUUAUAAUCUUUAAAACUGGUCUAUUACAGACUCCUCAGCGUCAGCAACUUUAGAUACAAAACCUCAAAUAGUGAAAGGCCCAACCAUGUUUUAGAGCAUCUUUCAAAAGAAUUUAAUCCUUACCUUUUCACUGUACUAAACACUGGGAGCAGUUUUAACGGUUUUAACUGAGGCUGACUCACCCCAAGCUUUGAUCAGUCGAAAUAGAGGCGAGGAGAGGUAGCUGAGCCCCAAGCUUUCAUGCAAGCAGCUACAAUAUACCCCCCGGUUGCUGACAGGUGAAUUUGAAAUAAUAAAUCACUUCCUCUACAGUGGAUAGAAACAAUGAAAUGUGCUUUUAGAGUUUAUGAAGUACAACGUCAUUCAGUCAUUUUUAAACCCAAACAAAUAUGAUUAAUUACAUUUAAAAACUCAUAAAGGAUAAAAACAUGUAUGGAUGACAUUGUUGACCCAGAAAGUUAUAGAUGAAUCUGGCUGUUAGAGAGGAACAUUUUGUAAUAAUAAACUUUUGUAGCCAGUAAUUUUGUCUUAAUUUUGUGAACGUGACGGUAACACCAAUAAAGAGUAUCUUGAAAUAUGACAAAAAUGCCACUAGCUACUCUGAAAGUGUAUCAUAUCAUUUCAUAUCAUAUCAUAUAAUUUUGUAUCACAUGGUAUCAUCUUGUAUUGUAUCUUAUCAUAUCAUAUCACAUCCUGUCAUGUCAUAUCAUAUUGUAUAGUUUUGUAUCAUAUCAUAUCGUAUCCUAUCAUUUCAUAUCAUAUCAUUUAGUUUCGUUUCGUAUCAUAUCACCUCAUAUCAUAUCAUUUCAUAUUUUGUAUCAUUUCGUAUUGUAUUGUAUUGUGUUAUAUCGUAACCGUGGCUCUGACAGGAUGUUAAAAAUGCCCAGAAAAUGGAGAUCAGUGUUGUGUAAUCUCUACCUGGUUGAACUGGCCUUUAACCACUCGAUCCUGAGUCUGUGUACACAGCACAGGUAUGUAGACCUGCCAGGAGAUCCCGUGGCUGGUGGUGCUAACUCUGCUAAUGUUAGCCACACCUAUUAAACCAAUUUGCUCUCUUUUAUCUGCAAACUCUGAUUCCAUGUUCAGCUGCAUAAAAUAAAUUGUGCUAAAUUCUGCCUGUUUUCUGAGUGUACCAUUGGACUUGUCCGUUUGUCAGAAUUUUACUCAUCCAUUGAAAAGACUGGAACUAUCUACAUCAUAACGUCCUGAUUCAAGGAUGAGAUAAAUGGUGGAAAUUUUGUGCCAUAUUGCUUUAUUUGUCUGUGAAACAGGAACAGCAAUGUGAUGGAAUAGUCUCCAUUAAAUCCUAGAACUCCAACAAAAGCUCCAGAUGUGCUCGGGUGUUGUGUAUUUGAAUCAAAUGUGUGGGGAUAGCUCUUCUUUUAUAUUGCCUCUCUUUUGUAGUCUUUGUCUUGCUAAAUUCUUUUAAAACUUUCCCCCCAUGUUUCUGUGACAAACACGUUGUUGAAUGACUGUAAACAAUAUAAAUUGGAAGCAGUGAUUCUAGUUUUCCUUUUGUGCCCUUUACAUGAACUGAGAAUCGGGUUAUUGAUUUGAAUCCACAUCAAAGUGAGGUGGAGCGGAUCAGCACUGACACCUCUGUGGAUGUUUUCUGUGAUGCUGCCGAAUCUCUCUCUCGUAUCUUCACUUUCCUUCUCUCACAGAAACAUUUUCAGGUUUCUGCUGGAGGAUAUCUUUUCUAUCUUCACAACAGCUCUGUGCUAUUUGCCUCCAGCUUCGACUCUGCCUCUGUGACCCAGAGACUCAGAAAUCAAACUCAAAAAUCGUUUUGACCACAUACCAAGACGUGUAAUAAUCAGCAGUUACAACUGUUGAACAGAUGGGACAGAUGGGGCUGGUAUGCUUCUUCCUGGUGAAACAUAUUGCACAAACAAAACACAGACGCUUCUGUAACAUAGAAAAAGAGGAGCUUGAUGCCACUGUUCUAUGUGUCUGUUAAAUAUGAGGUUUGCGUGAAACAUGAAGAAGAGGCUAUUAGGACACUACCAAGCAGUAAUAAGUAGUUCCAACUAAAGCUCCUUUUCAGCGUAUCAUAAUGUCUGUUUAAUCUGUGGGGGAUGAAAGUGAAGUAAGUUUACAUUGAGUUUCAGAGGAGUGUGCAAACAGAUUUGGGGGGCUUGGAUUAGAGCCAGGCCUGUUCUUUUAGUGAAGUUGAGCCAGGCUACGAGUUUCUCUAUUACAGCAGCGUGAAAGUGGUUCUGAAUUUAUCAUCUACAUCCCUGCAAGGAGGAAUUGGCGACAUUUUAACCAGUCUUGAGUUGGUAUUUCUUAAUGAUAAUUGGGUCUAAAUUUACAUAGAUUUCAUAUGUAGUUCUUGUAGCUGUUUCUAUGACAACCAGUAGCAGUAAGGUGUAGGGUAAGGUGUUUAUCUUUCCUAGUUUGGCUUACAGCUCUUUGUUUUCUGGUUGUUUUUGAAGUUUAAUCAAAACUUUUCUUAACUCUUGCGUUUUUUGGAUCUCAAGCCUUCCUCAAAUUCAGUGAAUACUUUGUCAUUAUAGCCAAGGGGGGUCUCAAAUAUGAUGUGUUCAUCAACCCCCUUCGGCAUGCUUACUGCGUGCACUUUAAGUACAUAAGUAUUUCAGAGAGGCAGAAACACAAGUAAGUGGCACUUCAUGUGAAGUUGGUGCACUUUAAAUUGCACAUGUAUUGAUUGCAGCGCCAAGAGAAUGAGUUAAAUCUGAAUUUAGAGUCAGAAACUUGUAGAAAUGUUGUAAAUAGCAUGUGGCAUGACUAAACCUGCCAUAGAAAAUAGUCAAAGUGGCUGCUACAGAUGUCUUAAUUUUCCAAAAUAGUAUGCAGGAUUUAAAAAUCGAUCUUCCUCCUUUAUGUACCUGUCUCAUUUCUGUACCCAGCUUGUUUAAAAGGCUUUUUCUUUUGAUAACUAGAAAUCUAGGCUUUAAUGUGAGCAAUUUUAAAGUUUUUCAAAGCUGUUACAGUUCAAUCAACCUUUUCAAAUGACUGGGUCCAGAGAUGGAUAAAUCUUGACUUCUAAACCAGCCGUCCUUGUGUCAGAAUGAUUGUAUAGACGUCUUGUCUGGCAGGCAAAUAUCAUUUCUGGUUGAAACUCAUUUUUUCACCCUCUGCCACAUCAAGACACUGGGAGUACAAAAUGUCCAUAACCUUUCUUUGUAUUCAGUGGUUGCUCUUUCUCUAUGCAUUUCUUUAUGCUGCUCUUUUUCUUUGUGAAUGCUUCACCCUUUGCAAUGCUGAUUAAGAAUGAGCAAAAGCUUUUACUCUGCUCCCCUCGUUCAAAUGGAAGUUUGCAGAGUCAGUGUUUGCACCAAGACAUUAUAUAGCAAAACAAAAAACAAUGACAUCUAUGUGUGUGUGUGUGUGUGUGUGUGUGUGUGUGUGUGUGUGUGUGUGUGUGUGUGUGUGUCCGAGGGCUGGAAAUGCUUUCACUUCUUCUGCCGGCUGAAGGAGCCUGAUUGGUAUGCAGCUGAAGGGGAGCCAAUCAGAAGACAGUACGAGCCACCUCAGCAUUCAGUGCACAGCCUUCAGUAACCAGCUUGCCACCAAGAAUCUUGAAUGUGUGUUUUAUUACUAUGUGUGGAGAAGUUUCACACUCUCACCUUAGAGGAUUUUUGGUCAUAUGUUUAGGGGUGCUAUUUGGUCAGGGUUUAUUAUUUUGUUUCUUUCCCUCCUGAUGAAAAACUUGCAAAAUCCUCUAACACACACACACGCACCCAAUGUGUAACUAAGGUCCCGUCUACACACUGAGUUUGUGUCACUGAAAACAGAGGUUUUGUAGUCUUUGUACUCCUGUUGAGACUUUAACAAUCUUCUUAUUCUAAUUUUCAUUUUAGUGUCACAUGAAUUCGAACUUUAAAUGUCCUAACGUGUUUUUAAUGUGUUGCACUCCUGACUAUGAGAUCAUCUGUUAAACUGGCACAUGCAGGAAAUUUAUUAAAAAAAAGUAGUUUCUUUCCCAUUUUUCAGCAUAGAGCUCAUCAACUAUUCAUCCACUCUGAGCCAUUUUGCAGCUAAAUGGAGGGUUUUUAGCUGUUCCCAUUUAGUUUUGGAUCACUCAGCUUAGCAGACAUCCCAGCCGUAAAUCUUUCAUGCUUGUAUGAGUGAUUGCACCAUUUGCAUGUACAAUCAUAGUAUCUAUCUGAUACUUUUUCUGUAUCAUAGUAGAGGUGAUUGCAGUUCUGUUGAAAAAUUCGCUGUUUGGAUCACAGACAUGGUUUUAUGUGGAUUGAAACAGCUCUACUCAAAACAAAUUUUGCCAUGCUGAUUAUCUGUUAGAAUACAUGGAAGAAUCAAGACAAUGCAUUAAUCUGACACAGGGGACCAUUUUUCAACCGUCACACUUUAUGUCAAACCUCAAUCCUCAAACAUUUCGAUCCUGCAGGGACUUGGUGAAUCGGCAAAAUGUGACUUUGGAAGCUCAUUUGUCCUCAGCUGCAUACAAACCUAGAAAAAUGUUUCUAAAGUAUUAAAAUUUAAGACCUUACCGUAAAUAAAUAAAGUUCUGCAUAAUGUAGAAAGAUUUUGAAUGAAGGUGAAAUCAGGAUAUUGAUGCCUACUAGAAUUAGUUUUAAUACUCGAGGUAACAACAGUGAAAGGAAGACAAAUGCUCUUUAAAAUCUCAAAAAUAGAGAAGCACACUCUGUGAAGGUUUCAUGAUAUUAACUUAAAUGGAGUGGCAAACAAGGAUGUCUUAUAAUUUAUGCAAAUACUGCAGGAUUUUAUCUUUAAACCCAAGACAAAGAGAAUGAAACAGGAACAGCUUGGCUACAGCUGGAGACGGUGGCUAUAAUAAAUCUCACUAAAUCCACAACUUCAACAAAAAGUCUUCUCAAACCCUUCAGCAUCUUUGGUCAGUCCCCUUUUUAUUUUUGUACUUUUUGUACUUUGCUGAUCACAAUUCAAAGCAGCGAAUAGCGCCAUAGGUUUUCACUAGCGAACUACUCCCGUCAAGUAAAAAAAGUGUUCAUGGAGACAACACCAACUUCUAGUGAAAAAAGAAACAAAACAGGCUAAUACUGCUGCUACUUGAACGAAAAAAUAAUACGAACAGUUCUGCCCUCCUGUUGUUUGAUUUAGUCUUUAUAAGCUGAUCUCACUCGUCAUCUCUGUCAGUAAAAAAGGCGUGAAAAUCUAAAGCUUCUGUCAGCACUUAAUAUUAACGUGGUGGGCCAUACAGGAAAAUCUAAGAGACCAUAAAACAGAAAAAAAACCUUGACUUUAAAAGACAAAUAUAGCAAUAUGGCUGUUUCUUAGCGUUGUAUCUGUGAAGUUGUUGCGUCGCUAUAUUUAGCUUUUAGCUGGACUCGCUGCAUCACCUGUUGACCCCUGUAUAGCGACCCAAACUUGGCAGCUAACUCUCCUUUAAAUAUUUUACUGCCAAAGAAAAGUUUAAGGUAUCCAGUACAGGUAACUCUUGAGUUUUAAAGUGACUUUUUAGUCACAGUAAAUGACCUUGUAUCUGAAAGCUAGCAAUUAUGGGGAAACCUGGUAAGGCAAAUUGUGUAUCUCUGUUUCCGCCUCCUAUUGAGUUUCUUAACAGACAGUGACAAAUACUUGUUAAACAAAAAUCAAUAUCCAAUAAGCUGAUGCGAGCAGGUGACAACAACUCUAUUUCUGUGUGAAAAAAUGCAGUCAUCAUUCAUCCUUUACAGAGCCCAUUAGUCAUCAAUCGCCACAUCGCCCUAAUCCUGGAGGAUUGAGAAGGAAGCUGUCCGGUUUUCCCUUCUGCUUAUUAUGAAGGUUUGCUAUUUACUGCAGGAAUGACGUAACUUUUUGCUCAUUUCUAAGUGUAGCUGUAAGCUGAAGGUGCUCUCUAAAGAGAUGUUGCUUCAGGUUACCAUGACCCAGCUUGGAGGGGUCGUUUUUUUUCUUUGAAAAUGGCUGGAUGCUGUUGAUGAUGGUUCUUCUUCCAUCAUAUUCAAGAAAAUGUCAAGGUAGCUGCUUGCAUCAGAGGAUGCAUCAUGAAAGGCAUUAUUGGCACUUAAAUGCACCAGAAUUUGUCAGAAUUCAAACAAAGCCCUUGGAAUAGUAAUGGGACCCUCAGAGCUGUCAGUCUUGAAAAUGAGCUUCUCUCCUUACUUGGCGUUUGUGGAUGAAAUGUUGUGGGUCCUUUUCUGUCUGUGUGCAGAAAAACAAAGUGUGGCAAACUCCAUUAUCAUUAGUGUAUUAGUGAAAGUGUGUAGCAUCUAUUUAUGUGUGUUCAAUGUCACGCUGAUACUGUCAAAAAUCAAUAAUGAAACAACAGGAAGAUCAUAAAGUUGUAUUUGUUUGGCACAUUUUGUUCAGCUUAUUUUCACAUUUGAAGGUGUUUUCUAACUAGUCUUAUGAAAAUUGAUUUUUUACUUGACCUUGGAAAGAUAACAAAAGCACAUUGAUUCACAUACCUGUAGUAUUGUCAUUCAAUAUGCCAAUAAAUAAUUUACAUACAGUAUGAUAUGUGCUCAUCUUUUGGAGUUGUAACAUGUAAAGCAGAAGGCGAUAGAAAGCUCCACAUGCAGACAGGAUUUUCUUUACGUUACACAUUAUAAAAAGAGAAGACAGUUUAGGCUUUUAUAAUCUGUAUUAAACUCUUCAAGAUUUUUAAACUUCUUUUCUUUGUCCCAGAAUCCUUGAGUCUGGGUGAAAAUCAUUAUGCUUUCUCAUGCUUCUUUGUCCUUCCGCUUUGUGAAGUUCUGCAAUGCAGGAAUACAUCUGCUGAAAAGACAGCCUUCUUGGCAAAGACAUGAGCACUUAAUCUUUGUGCCUGCAAAAUGACUUCACACUUACUUUAUAUAAUGCUUUCUUUCAGGAUCUUCAGACAGAUUCAGCCUCUAUGGCCAAUAAGUACCACGUUCAAAAACCUCAGAAAAGGUUAAGGGUGUCGAUAAAAGUGGAGUGAUGCUGUUUCCAAAGUUCAGAGGUGUGUUUGGCCAAUUCAAAGUCAAAUGAAAGAAAAACACAACAAAACUCAGAGAAGAAAGACUCUUCAAAGGUCAUGGAGUCUAGUCUAUUUUCACUACGUCAGGCUGUUUACAUAAAUCUCAAAAAAUGCCCUCAAAAAUGAACAAUCCAGCAAAUUAAUAAACCGCAUAACCAAGCACUUCCAGUCGCCUCUUCAUAGCCUGGAUCAGAAGGGAAAAUCUAUCUUUGUUUGACUACUUGUGUCAAUUUUUUCUCUCAGUAAAAAAAAUCCUCCUAGUUAUAAGCUUUGGAAAAAGGGCAUAUGCAAAUAAGCAACAGAUUAAAAAAAUAAGAGUAUGGCAAAGCUGAUGUAGUCAUUGCGAUAACACAAUAAUGUAAAAAUAAUAAUGCAUCAGAUUUCAUAUAGCGCUUUAUCAGAGACCCUCAAAGCGCUUUACAUUGGAUAGUGACAUGACAGGAGAUAUAUCAAAGGUCAGAUAACAUCAGACUGUUUUACACACAGGCCUAUAUCUUAUAAAGGUUGGAAUAGAAGGUAGAAACUCUAAAAAAUAUAUAAAAAACUCACAUUUAUACAUUGAAUGCUAAAAGAAAAUUCUUUUUCUGCUCUGCCACAACUGAUGAAUCAUCCACAAACUACUCAACUGUUCCAAUGUCAACAAAGUCCUCUGAAAAUCUUUCUGUUGAGAGCAACCUUGAAUAACCAUAAACUGAAGGAACAAAAAGUGAAGGAAAAAAAAUGUCGCUUGAAAAUGUUGAAACUUUACUUGAGUUUGACACAAAAACCAAACCUUGUCUGAAAACUUGUAAACUUGACUUUUUCAUCCUUUUUAUUACCACACGCUAAAGUCAGUUUGGUUUUUUUUCCAGUGGCACAGGGAGACAUAACUAUAAAAUGAAGUAAUUUUUAAGUAAAGUAUUUACCAAAGAAUUUCAAAUCAAGGACAGCUAUCUCAAGUGAAGCCAAACCAUAGACUGUAUAUAGAAUGGACGCCGUCUGCCUCCUCGCGGGGUGAAGCCACUCCGAGAACAGCACCCUCUGUUGAUGGGCUGCAGUAUAGGUCAUAAAUCCCGCCUCCUCCAGCAAAGCUUAUGGAGCUGUGGACAAACUUUAGAAAUUUAUUACACGGAAUAUAAAUUUUUCUCCCCCCUGCUUGUGAUGUUGACAUGUAGUUAUUGUAAGACUGGUUUGUGCUCAAGUCCUCUUUUUUCUGUGAAGCUCUGUUUUUAAAAGUUAUUCGGGGGUUCAUGUUUUCUAUGAUUGACACUUGAUACAGCCUAUUGGCAUUCAGGGAUUGCGUAGCUCACCCGGGGAUACGCUGUUUGAGCCGAGCGUCAUCACAGCAGCUCUCAGCGACUCUCUCACCGAAUGCGCACAACACUACUGCGCAGUGCUGGUUUCAGGAAAUGAAGAAAAAUCCUGGUAAUACCAAGAGCUAUUUGGCUUCAAAUCUGUAUACAGGCAGGAGGUGGAACCAAGUUGUCCAUAGUAUAUACAGUAUAUGAUGCAAACAUUCAUUUUGCUCAAAAGGUUGGUUUUUAUCUUUGAUCUUAAAAUGAUUGAAAGCCUAUUGAUUGAUUAAAGUAGCCUCUACCCUUACCCAGGCUCUACGAUCUCACUACUGUUGGUUGUACUUGUCAUCUACAGAUACCCUUAUAAUAGCUGGAGUUGAAAUGCUUCUCAACAACCUUCGUUUUCUGCACCAAAUUCAGAUCAAAUGUAUCACUUUACCAAUUAACUCCAGUGUUUUAUUAAGUUAAUCCACAACACAACAUGUAUUGUGAAUUUGAAGCAAUAUCCUGCUCAAUAGCGGUAGCAUUAUACGCAACUCCUAUAAUGGAGAAAGGCUGGUAGCUCAUAACUAUGAAGCCAAAGCUGUUGAAAAUGGAUUCUAAUACUGCAGACAGAAUGUGCCAUAAAGUCAGUAUCAACACAGCCUAGCCACUUAUUGUCAUUUGAAAUUAAUCUCCCAUUAAACUUCUGUGACAAGACCUCCAAGUACAGAGCUAGCGGCCCACUUCCCAGCAACAAUUUCUGAUCAGCUCAAGACUUGUCUUCUUAAAUCCGUCAACACUGUUUGAAUAAGACAGGUUUGUGGUGUUUAUUUUCUCAGGAGCAUUUCAUAAAUGAGUUAUCAAAUGACAUAUUCAGAUAAAAUUGAUUUAGAUCAGAUUUGUAACAAUAUUAUCUUUAGAAAAUACAGAAGUCCACACUGCUGAGGACCUAGAGGGCCCUGAUGACUCACCAAUGAUUGAUUGACACUCUGUUGACAAAUCCACCUCCUGCAGCAAUCUGUACCAGAUUAGCCGAGUAGAGGAAACAUAACAAACACUAACACAAGAGUCAUUGACACAAGAGACAUUGAACAAAAUCCAAUAGUGUCUGCUUCAAACCAACACAAGAAUCUGUUCUAACCACCUGAGAGAUCUUCAUGUGUUAUCUGCAAGUUAAAUGAAUAUUUUGGUGGGUGAAACGAGCUAGAUUGACACACCUUGGCCCCACCAGUAUAAGGUAGUAGUGCCAGUCUUGGCUGCACAUCUCAAAAAGGGGUGUUGGGGAUUCAGGCCUGCUGUCUUUAUUACUGUCGAUGGCAGUGACAUAUGGAGUAAUCUAUUUUAAAGAAAAUUUUAUUGUGCAAUUAGUAAUCUAUCCUAAUGGCAACCACAGUCUGGUGAAAGUUGAAUAAGAUUAUGGAAAGCGCUAAUGAUAACAUGGAAAAUUCAUGGUUUUGGUUUAUUACAGAAAAAAGGCUUCCCUGGUUAAAACACAGAACAUACAGUUGAACUGACAGCGCUCUUGUCUCCUUGAACUCAAAUAUACAAAGGAUUCAAAUCUCAUCUUCUGUCCAGGUGCUGAUAGCACAUCACUACAGUAGAGGGAAAUUGAUUAGUUUUGGGUAAAUGAUGUGUCUAUAGUAGCAGCCCGACAAGGCUUGAAUGAGCAUGUAAAUCUCUAUUGGUGGUCGAGUGAGUGACAAGAUGAAGAUCAGUAUGUCGAUUUCUGUAACAGCCGAGCUCUGUCUGCGGGCUCAGAUAAUGCAAGUGUCAAUAAUGGCUCAGAAUAGUGGAAGAAAAUCAUCCAGGAGUUUGUGGAGGUUUUACAUCUUUUUCCAUAACACAAGGAGCAAGGUCACAGAUUUUGUCGCUCUGUCUCACAGCGGCCGUGCCUGGAGUAUUGGAUAAAAAUUUCUCUCCAGCGUGGUGAACAGAUAAAAGAGAAACUACUUCCUGGGUGGCUCUAACCUUUUGGUGUCUUUCCCACCCCAGCGAACCUUUCCAAAACCUGCACAGCUGAUGGCUGGACGGAGAUGCAUCCUUUUGACAUUGCUGUGAACUGUGGGUAUAAUCUCAACGGCACAAGCGAUGAUGUGAGUAAACCUGUCAAAGAGAAACCGUUCCUCUGUGUAUGAAGUCACAGCAGCACGGUGUGAAACCAUCACAAGAGCCAGUGGGCAGGAAGAAUUUAAUCAAAGCCUCUUUUCUCUUCUCUGUGGGUGGAUGUGGGAGUGUAACUGUAUUGAUUGUUGCUUCUUGACUCAAGUCUUCGACUUAUAUUUGUUCUACGUCUUCAUUCAAUCUUGUUUUACGUUGUCUCAAGAGUAUCUCAAGUAACUCAUUUAUAUGCGAUUAACUCAAGUGAGGGUGCAGAAUAAUAACAUGAAAGUAAUAAAUAACUCGAUAUAAGAGCAUAAAAUUCUCAUCUUGACUGGAAGCCAUUAUUAAGAAGUACGCCCAAUCAAAUCAGUGCUGUACAUACACUUUGCACCAGUGCAGCUGUAUGUGCAGCUGUUUGAUCAUGUUUCAACGAAAAUAAAUCAUCCAAUUCAUUAAAAACAGCCACCACAGGGAAUUCAUCAGCAGAAGCAGCCAUCUUGGUUGUAUGUGAAUGUAUAUAUACAGCAGUGCCCCUGUGCUGUCACCUUUGAUUAAGGAGCGAAAACAUCCAGAUCCAGAGCACCGUUGUCUUUAUUCCAAAUCAUUGGUCCCAAAUUAACCACUUUGCUGGGUGGCGGGGGGCUCAGUGGUAAAGUUGGUCACCUGUCAUUUGUAAGGUCAAGGGUUAGAUCCCAACGCUACAAACCGCCACCUUCUUCUCUCUUAUUCUGCCUCUGUUCGUACCUGAGAAACAGCCCACUGCACCCUGCCAUCUCACUUAUUUGUGCAGACCAGGUGUAACAGAGGUGUGAAUGUCUGCCAUGAGUAGAGGUGUAACGGUAUUUGUAUUCGUCCCGAACCGUCACGGUACGGAGAUCACAGGACGGUGCACGCAGUCAUACGACGAAUACGUCUGAGUGUGUGUGUGUGGGGGGGUCCUCACUCCAAUCCAGGUGGCGGUAAUGAGCAUAAAAGCUGCCAGCAACCAUAAUUACCACAGAAGAAGAAAUAGUUAAGAACCAAAACGAACGAAAGUGAUGGAGAGUGUGGAGUUGGAGGAGCCGCCAGCUUUAUUUAAAUCAGCUGUGGUGCUGUAUAACAGCGAUGGCAGAGUGGUCGACCGGACGAAGACUGUCUGACGGCGAUGUUUUACGGAGGUGCGCUACGUCGCCGGCAACACAUCGAACAUGCUAACGCACAUCAGACGACACCAUCCCGACUUGUCCAUCACCGGUACAAGAAAAAAACAAAUAUGUGUGCAACAACUUAUCCCUGCUUCUUUUAAGCAGCCUCUUGACCAUAAAACGGACCGGACCAAAAACAUAACCGAAGCGAUUGGCAUAUACAUAUCAACAUCUAUGCGCCCAUAUGCAGUAGUGGAGGAGCCCGGUUUCAAACAUUUAUUGAAAGUACUUGAGCCACGCUACAGCGUCCCAUCCCGUGCGCAUAUCAGCCAGUCUGUGGUCCCUGCAAUUUACAAGCGUGCACGAGAAGAGGUACAGCAAGAGCUGUCUACUGCACAAGCUGUUGCCCUCACUACUGAUGGGUGGACCUCCCGUGCCACGGAAACGUAGACAAACUAAAUUUUUUGAAAAAAAAAAAAUCAAAAUUGAGUGACCUUUUCAAGAGGUGCAUGGCUGACCGUACACAAUCAGUUAAUCACAAAUGUGAUGCUUAUAACUAAAAGGCAUAGAUUUUAUUUUUCUUAUAUAUUUAUUUAUUUUGUGUUUUCACACCUGGAGAUGCUAUUCAGCUCUGUAUAGCCUUCUAUUUUUGUAUUAGCCUUAAGAUGGAGUGAUUGAAACACUAAUUUAUUUUGUUAUAUUUUUAAGUUUUGGUAGUAUUAAAAAAAAUUGUUUGACUUGUGCCAGUGUAGAAAUAUUGUUAAUAUGCGAGUUAAUAUUGUUAAUACAUGAGUACGUACCGAACCGUGACUUUUGUGUACCGUUACACCCCUAGCCAUGAGUGAAUGUGACAUAGAGUGUUCAGUGAUUUGAGAGGUCAAAAGACGAAAGAAAUUGCUGAGAAAAAGGUCUAUUCGCGGUUUCUUUAAACCAGUGGUUCUCAAGUCCAGUCCUCGAGGCCUACUGUCCUGCAUGUUUUGGAUGUGUCCCUGUUCCAACACACCUGAUUCAAAUGAUCAGCUCGUUAUCAAGCUCUGUAAUGGCUAAAUAACGAGCUGAUCAUUUGAAUCAGGUGUGUUGGAGCAGGGACACAUCCAAAACAUGCAGGACAAUCCAAAGGACUGGACUUGAGAACCACUACUUUAAACUGUCAAAAAUAUAUGGUGUAAAAUGUCCACGUAAGAGUCAAGUGCACUUGCAGGCUGGUGUAUUACUGUUUACUCUGUAAUUUUAGACUUUCUAGCUAAAUAGACCAGACUAAAGCCGGUAUAAUCCACAUCCCUCCUGCUACUGUGCCGCUGAAAAUGCAGGAAACACACAUCGUUUGGCCAAUGUAUGUGUUCAUGUUCAGUCCACUUGAGCAAUCCCUCUGGACAUCUAAAAGAAAAGUGACUUUGAAGAGAUAAGAUAAAACAUUCUGUUAGUAGUCCCAUAGGGGGAGAUUCCAAAAUUACAUUCAUAAAUUGGCACAUGACGCAUAGUGAUGUUAACUUUAUCAAUUAUUUAAAACUCUGGACACGCCCAGCGUAACAGACAAGAUCUUGUCAUGAUAUGUUCUGUUGUUCCCCUGGUUUGGGGGAUUUGAGUGUAUUUUUCCCUAGUGUUUCUUUUCCCCUUUGUUCCUGUUCCCCCAUAGUCCUGUCUUGUGAGUUUUCAGUUUGUGUCUGACUCCGUUUUCCUCAUGUUCUCAGUGUUUUGUUCUCUGUUAUCGGUUUUCAGUGUUUCCUGUUUUAUUUUGAAGUAGUUUAUUCCCUGUGUUUCUAGUUUUGUUUUACUUCCUCAGUUUUCCCUCCUCAGUAAUUGUUUUCACCUGUGUCUCAGUGUCUCACCUGCCUCUCGUUACUCGUUUCCCUGUGUGUGUGUAUAGUCCUUGUCUUCCCUUGUUUCUUUGUCAGUUCAUUGUAUGUGUAUGAGUCUCCUUGCAAUUUUUGUUUCUUUUGGAUUUUGCCUCUUGUGCUUUUGCCUUUUGGAGUUUUCUGUUGAAAAUUUUGAGUAAGUUUUUGUUGCGUUUUAUUUAGUUCAUUUUGAAUAAAUCAUUUUGGUUCUGCAUUUGGAUCCCUCCCCUUUCUGUGUCACCCUGAAACGUGACAGGAUCUAAUAAUUGUAAUCAUCUUUAGACCAGUUUUUAAGAGUGAGGUAUGACUUCAAACGGAGAGAAAAGCAGCUGACAUCCUCAUUUUAUCAAAUAGUUCCAAUACUUUUUUAUUCGAAGCUUUCAUCAGGCACAUGUCUUUGAAGCACAAUACACAUGAUUUUCACUGACAAGGUCAUGUCUGUUGGUAAUUCCUGCCUCUGCCAUAAGGCGUUCUGAGUCAUCAAAGGUUAUUCAUGUUGCCUACAGUAAGGGAAUAAAUACAUCAAAAUGUUUCUCUUGUUGAGCGUCGUCUGAAGGAUGCUGAGGAAGUCUAGUCUGAUUAUGAAGGUGGAGCUGGGUGAAGAAGAGAUGUGCGCUACAGGGUGGUAAAAGCUUUCUUGGUACACACUUUGCUGCUCUCUGUCUGAUUCAGCCUCAUUAGUAUGCCACAUAGGAGCCCAGCAGGGACCCGGCUGGUGAUGUACUCUAAAAGGAAUUCGAUGUCUGUCUCUCUGCAUACUUGAUACCUCCAUGUGCAGCGGGAGGCAGAGCCUUAAAUCUACAUUUUCAUCAAACACAAAGCACACUGUGUCUUGGCAGCAACACAGCGAAGCCACCCUGAAAGACUCUACAGGGGUGUGUGCUGAAGUCAGAGCUUUUGAAAAGCCAGACUGCUGUCUUACUUUAAUCAAUGAAAGGAUGGGGCAGGUGAAUGAGCAUCAGUGGAGACUGUUUCAUUGAUUUCUGAAAUGCAAGGCAAAGACUGUUCGGGGCGUCUUUAAGAAAAAUACUAAAGUCAUGAAAGAUACAAAUAAAAUAAAGCUCAGAGAGACAAACUCAACCUGGGCACUCCCUGUUUUUAAGAUAUGACUGUGCCCUGUCCAAUUUCAGCUUCUUCUGAAGUAUUAUUAGAUUUCAGAUAAAGUGAAAUUUUUUUUUUAAGUGAUAUUGGAAACAUGUUUAUUCAUAUCAGAAACAGUCUCAACUCUCUGUAUAUCUUUCUUCAACUUUCACUGAUGCUGGUUUUUUUUCUUUAGGGCAAAUUCUUCUGGCAGGUGAAGGUCGGCUACACCAUCGGCCACAGUGUUUCCCUCGUGUCUCUCAUCACAGCUAUUGUGAUCCUCUGCAUUUUCAGGUAUGUAGAAUUAUACUCUGUGACAUGCUGCAUGAAGAGACUGCACGUACGGACUGUGCAUAUUUAUAUUCAGGAAAUCAGUCUGAAAGGUUAAUAAAUCCAUGUCUUUGCUCCUGAUUGCUGAGGAAUUUGCAUUAUUGACUUUUAAGCUAACUCGUCAUUCAUAAAGCUGUUUUGUGGCCUUGUGUUGUCGACUGUUUGGAAAAAGGAUGAAAGAAUAAAAAGCAGGAGAACAAAAAAACAGUCCGCGCUGCAGGACCCCUGCUGGGAGCAUUAGCAUGAGCUGUUUACCAUAAAACACAAUGACAUUGGCGUUAUUCCUGCUGGGCCAUACCAUCAGGACAACAUGACAGUUGAUUUGUUCCAUUGCCACACAUCAAACACUUUGAACUGGGAUUUAAUGACCUCCGUUCAGUGCCGCUUCACACAAAAACAGAGGGCUUAAAGGCGAAAGAGAGAUUCAAACACAUUCUGAAUGAAAUCAAUCAGAAUUAUUAUUCUUUUCAUCCAUUUUUUGAUCCUUUGACGGCACAUAUCUGCAGCUGUUUAGGGAUUAUUCAUCUGAGGGAUGGUGGGAUUAAAAUGACUGAUGUGGUUCCUGUUUGACAAGACAGGGAUUGAUUGGGGAGCUCCUCGAAGACAAAGGCACUUUUAACGUUAAGAGUGGCAGAGAUCACAGCUUUACUGUCUUUACUCAAAGAUACACUUUUAUGUGUGUAGGUUAAAUAAUAAUGCAGUACAAUGCAAUAAUGCAAUUUAUUUCCUGUUGUUUGUCAUCUCUCUACCAAGUUUAAAAGAAUUAACCUUUAACAUCCCAGAAUGUUUCCAAAAGGUAAAAAAUAGAUUCAUAUCAAAAAUAGUGGAUGUGUCUCUUUUCUUGUGCUUCAUUUUUUCAUUGAAAACUCUUUAAGUAACAUAUUUUCUUUUGCCACACUUCCUCACUUUAGUACCCUUACUCCCUGUGUGCUCACUUCAUCUCCUUGACUUCUUAGCAGAAGUAAUUUGAUGCAACAAGUGCUUUCAUUUAACAAUUCAUGCUCUGCUGUCUACAAACUCCCUCCUGAACAGGGACACUUGGAGGAAAAGAGGGGGGAGAGCUCUUCUUGUAGGAAAUUGCAUUUUUCAUGUGUCUCUUUCUUGUAAUUGUUUACCACUUCAUUGUUGAAGCACAGUUGGUUACUGAUUAGAUCUACUUUUCAUUUUUACCACGAAAACUCACACAUCGCAAAUCAUUGUUUACCUGACAGUUUUGUUCGCCACUUUGCCUGUUCUCCAGUCAAGCGAGUUUUGCUCCCACUUUAAAACAUCCCACCAAGACAACAUCUUGCUGUCUCAGAAACCUCUUUGGUUAGAGCUUCUCUGUUUGGAUUAACUGCAAAAAUCACGGACAAAGACUUAUCACUCCAACCACUGGUGUCUUGACUGCAUGUAUAAAGCUGCAACAUUAUUUGACAGAAAACUCUUUGAUUUGCCGGGUUGCUUUUCAACACAUUGGAUAAAAAUUUCCACCAACAACAUAAAACCUGAUCAAAGAAAAGUUUAGUGUCUGUCUAAUAAAGCUGUGUCAGCCCCACAACUUUGAGGCUUGUUAGAGUUAGAGGAUGAGUUGAAUAUAGUGUAAAUCCAGCCCUGCUCAGUUGUUAUGAGGAGUGCUAUGAGUUAUGGAGACCAAAUAUGUUGUUUGGAUGAGGCUGUUUGUAUCUGUUUAUGUUUAUAUUUGCAGCAGAGAUGGAUGUUUAUCCCCAAAUUAGGAAUAUAUUGGUUUUUGUAGUCAGCCUCAAGUGUACACUAAAGGAACUGCAGUUUUUGCUCUUCUGCUUGGUUCUUACGAAAGAUUCUCACUCCUAUUCUGAAAACCAACUAUCGCUGUCAUAACCUCAUAGAGACGCGAUCUGAGUAAGAGCAGAUACUGUUCGUCUUUUUGAACAACUGUGACAGGAUGUGAACAAGCUCUCCUGGCUGUCAGAUAAGGUUAGAUACAAUUUUAAUGACCCCAGGGGGCAUAUUGAAUGACAGGGCAUGUGUUUCAUUACAGCAGGAUUUCUUUCCUACUCAGAGAACAAACAUCAUGUGUGACUAUAAAUGUCAGGAGCUAAUAAAAGACUCGGUUUUCUAAUCAUUUCAUCUUGUCAAGUUAAAGUAGUUAAAAGGAAGUUUGGAGUAAUUGAAUUUAAUCCCAAAGACAUCAGAGUGGUUCUGAAUGCUUGUUUUAUGCCUUCAGCGGUUUUCCUUGUGACUGUUUGAGCGUUCAGUGGGAUUUGAAGCAACUAAGUCAAGACUUGUGAUUAAGCAUGUCUGUUAUUUUAAGCCCUUAAAACACAAUCAGCAUGACGACCCUCCUUGUUGAAUUGUCUGCCUCUUGAUUGUUUCUUCAGGAAGCUGCACUGCACAAGAAACUACAUCCACAUGCAUCUCUUCGUGUCAUUCAUCCUGAAGGCCAUUGCUGUGUUCGUCAAGGAUGUUGUUCUGUACGAGGUCGGGGAGGUGGACAACUGCUCCUCUGGCUCAGUGAGUUGAUUAUCUUUGGUGCUGCUGUUUGUUGCCAAGGCUUUCACAUGAAUGGUUUAGCGUGUAUCAGCAUCCUUGAGAGCAGCAGAGCUACAACUCUUGUGGACGCACAGCGGGAGAGUGUGUCAAAGGGGGGGAGUGCAGACGUAACCCAGAGGUGCUCAUUAUCCACAUCAAACCACCUAAUGAGAGAUCCUCACAGCUCUACUGGGGAUGGCAAGAUAGAUUUCCAUUGCGUUGAUGUUUGACAUAAGGCAGGGAGAGAACUGAAGUGAUGCUGUCUUACUCCAAUUUAUGUUUUUACAAGGACGUGAUCAAGGAAAAGUUUAGCUUCACGUCAGUAUUACUAUAAAUAAGUAAAAGCUUCCAACCAGGAAACUGCAGGGAAUCACUCCUCUGCGAGUCACUCAAUUUCCCUGCUGUCUUUGCUUUGAUUUAGAGAUAAAGUAUGCAGCACUCAAGAAAUAUUGCCUGACAAAAGGUGGGUCCUAAUUUGUUGCCUUACCUUGGGGCCACGUCUGGAGGAGGGUCCCUUUGGAGAAAUCCAGCUUUGAGACUCAUUAGUUAUGUCUUGUCAUUGUGUCCUGAAUGUCUGCUCAAAGUAAUGUUUAGUUAAUUAGCUAGAAAGUUUAAGGAUAGAGGACCAGAAUAAAGGACACUUACUUUUUACCAGAAGCAUGUAAAAAAAGAGUCUCUGCUUACUAUUAAAUAUGUUCGCUUCUCUUUGUAUCCAGAGAGAUUUAUGGGUCUUUAAAAUUCCUUCGUAUAAACCUCUGAUUGAAGGGGAAAGGCUGAGCAGUGAUAGAACGUAAUUUUACUUAAUAUCUGCUGCUGAUCAUGACCACAGGAUGAGAAGUGGUCCUGCUGUAGAGUUUGAGUGAAGCAGAUUGUUGCUCUGAUUUCAACUCCACAGGAUGGUUUUGGGCUUUGCAGGCGCUGCGACUGUGCUUUGGUUGUAUUGAUUCUGGCUGUGAAACACAGUUUAUAUGAGUCAAAACAUUAAUUACCAGACGGGCAGCCCUGUCACCUUGGAAUUACUUUUAAAUCUAACUAAUGUGAAACAGUUAAUGAGUUUUUCCAGGAAAAAUUGAUACUGACCGAGCAACGUUUUCUAUUAGUGCACUAAAGAAAUCUUAAUUAACAGGCCUGGCAAGUCCUCUGUCUCUUAUUUCGACAAGAACUGUCUAAAGAAAAUUACACGAUGCUGUGACCUUUGCUAAUCUCUGAUCAGGAAAAAAAAACAUGGACACAGUUACAGUGACGUCAUCCUGGCCAAUUAAUGGUGGCGCCUUACCAGAAAUCUUGACUCACCUAAAUUUUGGUCGAUCAAGCAAGAGGCCAAGAGGUGACGAUGGGGCAGACCUAUAGCCUCCUUGCUUACAGUUAUGUGACUGCUCUGUGUUUGACAGUAGGCUACUUUAUCAGUGAGUUUAUUGUUAACCCAUGAGUCAAAGCUAUCACUGAAUUUGUACAUCAAAUACUGUCAACCCCCUCUUGUUUUAUUACAUUUCUUUUCUUACCUAUUUUAUGUUUUUAUUUUGGUCCUCAUGGUCUCAUUUUAUGUUGCAGGGUUCUUUUAUUGUCUGGGUUUCUUAUGACAAAUGAAACUGACCUUCAAUUCGGAGACCUUGUUUUAACUGAGCUUUUGCUUUUAUUCGUUUUUAUUUCCAUGCGCUGACGUUCUGCGCUGUAUGACUAUUUGUCAAAGCACUUUGUAAACUUCUGUUUUUAAAAGUGUUAUAAAAAUAAAGUUAUUAUUAUUAUUAUGUAGAGAAAGCAGCAUUUAACAGCAGCUGAUGACGUGAAGCCAAAGGAGCAGGGCUGCCCUUGUAUACUUCAAGCUGACAACUCAUAUGUGUUUGGAGAGAUAUCAAACCGAAAUGUUUGGAUUUCUUCCUGUCAGCUUUACAUACUAACGCCACUAAACUGCCACUGAGGCCACAGAUAGGCCCACAAGGUCCAUGAUAUGGCCACAUGACCAGUGGGCCAGCUGUGUUAAUGCUCCUUUUAAGUUGACAUGAACCAGAAGCUCUCUUGCACAGGCUGAAGGAGUCCUCCUCUUGACAUCUAUGUGACUGUCAUUACACAUGUUAGUCUUUUCAGUGCUACUUUCUAUGUAUGUGCUCUACAUGCUUUGUUUGUUAUCCAUCUGGCGGAUGUAUGUUGAAAUGACCUGUUAGAUUAUAAAUGAUAUAAUCCUCAUAUAGGGAAGCCUUUAACAUAUGAAUGAAUUAGGACACCUAACCACGUUUGUUGACACACUUCAGUGAGGCUCUGGUGAACAUUUGCACUGAUUUGCACACAUUAUAACAAGUACAAAGGUCUAUACAGCUCAGAUAGGUCAAUGUUGUUUUCCCUGUAACAUGCGAAGUAGAAAUUAAUUUGUUUAGUCUUUCAAACCCCGUUAGCCUCAGCUCCAGCUGCUUGACCUUCUUGUACAAGAAGUGGAUGCGGACAACCAACACAGGAUGUUAGUUUAUCGAGGAUGUGUACAUUUUUACAAGAAUUCCAGGCAUGUUUGAUUUAGCAAGCAAACAUUUACAAGAGACAGAGCAGAUGUCAAGGAGUCUUGGAGGGGCUCAGAAGAUCUUCCUUAUAUCGAUGGCUGCAGAAGUAAACAGAUUUUUGGGUUGCAUAAGAUUAGGAGUCUUCAAAGGCUCUCCUGAUACCCUGUAGAUUCAGUCAGAAGGGGUAACUGGAAAUCACCCAACCCUCUUUGUUGACAUGCACACUAUAGCGGUUUGCACACCAGGCUUUGAGCUGGUGGUUGAACAGCUUGGAUGCAAUGCCAGAAAGUCAGGUAGUAAACAAAACCUCAUCAGAUAAAGAAAGUGACAUGAUAUAUGUUCUGAUAUCUAGUUUUCCCCUGGUUUUGGUCUUUUGAGCGUACUUUCUUAAUGAAUUUCCCCCAUAGUCUUGUCUUGUGAGUUUUCAGUUUGUGUCUGACCCCAGUUCCCUCAUGUUCUCAGUUUUAUUCUUGAUUGUUUUCAGUGUUUCCUGUUUUAUUUUGUAGUAGUUAUUACCUGUGUUUCUAGUCUUGCUUUACUUCCUUAGUUUUCCCUCCUCUGCAACUGUCUGCACCUGUGUCUCAGUGUCUCACCUGCCACUCGUUGCUCGUUUCCCUGAGUGUGUAUAGUUCUUGGCUGUGUCAGAAAUGAAUCACUCAAUCCCUAACCCCUAAACCACAUAUGGAAUUUCACUAUAUAGCUGACUAUGUAGUGAGCUCUAUCACCGGAGGUUUCAGACACUACAUGGUGCACCGUUGUGACGUCAUUGCUCAGACUGCCGCUGGAGACACCAUGCAUGACAGGAUGCCCACCACCGGUGAGUGACCAUCGGAUGGUCACUACAUUUUGCAAUGCUCUAUGGGAAAUUUUGAGUCGCCUAUAUGGGGCGUUGGAAUUGAUCACCCAGGUUUCGGGCAUCCCUCAAAAUGGCGCUAACCCCCAUAUAGUCGCCUAUAUAGGGGUCAAGGAUCCAUUUGGACACAGCCCUUGUCGCCCCUUGUUUUUUUGUUGGUUCAUUGUGAAUGUGUGUGUUUGUCAACCUUUGUGAAUGCCAGUGUCUCCUUGUGAUUUUUUGUUCCUUGGAUUUUGCUUCUCUUUGGGAUGUUUUUUUGGUUGGACCAUUUUGAAAGUAAGUUUUUGUUGCUUUUCUUUUAGUUCCUUUUAAAUAAAUCAAAUUUUGUUCUGCAUUUUGGGUCCUUCCCUUAUUGUGUAACUCCAAACCAUCACAGAAAGGACAUUAGAAAGAGCCUUUAAAGUAAAAUGUGCCAUUCAAAAGCACAAAGUGGUAGUGGUGUCAUUUUCCAUCAUGGCAGCAGUGAGAAGUAGGAAGAUGCCAAGGUUAUUUAACUGAUGCGCUGAAAGGGACAAAACAGCUCAUGACAAAAAAAAAAAAAACUUAUUGUAAUUCAAAUGAAGUCUAAAAAAACGAAAAUAGUUUUCACCAGCACUGCUUCAGCAACCAGUCUCCAAAAGAUACUCUGAAAUAACUCUCAGCAUCAUCCUGGAAAAAGUUUAAAAAUUCUCCACUGAGGUGUGAAUGAGAUGCAGUUUGAGGUGCACCUCUUCAGACUUCAUUCAUGAUUCAUGAAGCUUGUGUGCGAAGUGUCCCGCUCUUCUGCAGAAGCUCCGGCUUUAAAUACCUGAGUUCAUUUUUCAUGCGGCACUUUCUUUCUCAUUCAUCAUUUGGAGCACUUCAUGAUGGGACAUAUGGUGAGGUGUUUUUCCUGUUUACGUCAUGACUUGUUUUUCCAUCUUCAGUGUUGAUGGGUUGAAUUUAGUCUCUGACAGAAUACAAACAUUGCAGUAUUUACCCCCUUUUUCACUCUUUUUUUUUUUUGUUCUUCUUCAUCCCUCAUCAUUCUCUGAAUAUAUACCUAACUAAUGUGCUUCAGUCUAUCCUAACAGCACUGUCCUUUUACCUCCCUCUCUUUUUAUCCCUUCUCUCAUAUGUUGUAAACACAUCCACCCUUUUCAAAUGAGCACAAUAUUGAUUUUUUUUUUCCUCAUCUGAGUGAUGCCCUCCCUGUAGGAUCUCUGGAGCGCUCGUCCCUAAAACAGCUUGUAGUUGGCUAACCUUAGACCUAUACAGUGUGAGUGUUUUCCAUAAACCAGAGGCUGUGAAAGACCUCAAUACAUCAGCACAGCCCACCAAAACCAUUAAAAAUGAAGCCCAUACUUGUUCAACAUGCUCAGCGCUUUGAAAAACCAGAGAGGAGCUGAUUGUGUUAUCUCUCCAGGCUGUUUCAAUGUCCCUCUCUGGUCUGUUUUUCACUGAAACAUCUGCUGGGACAUUUCUGGGCUUUUUGUUUUGGCUUUUUCCUCCCCUGGUCUGACGGAUAUGGAGCCUCUAUUUGAUCAUUUGCGACCUAAAAUGUUUGUUGAACCAGAGACAGUUUGGCAAACUGAGUGGUAUAUUAUACAUUUUUAAAGUUCAGAAAGUCUUUUUUUAUAUAGUUACUAAAAAAGGACCCAGCAAAAAGCAACACAGUGGUUUUCAAGUCCAGUCCUGGAGGCCCACUGUCCUACAUGUUCUGGAUGUUUCCCUGCUCCAGCACACCUGAUUCAAAUGAUCAGCUCGUUAUUAAGCCAUUACAGAGCUUGAUAACGAGCUGAUCAUUUGGAUCAGGUGUGUUGGAGCAGGGAAACAUCCAGAACAUGUAGGACAGUGGGCCUCAAGGACUGGACUUGAGAACCACCGCCCUAACCCAACUUCCACCUGUGCUUCCACCUGUCUGCACACAAAGGUCUGCUGUGUCCUUCUCAUGUCAAUCGCAACUGUCUGUUCCACUGAUAUCUCCCACUGAAAUAAAAUACAGACCAAUACCUACAAUUCACCUUUUUCACUCGAUUUUACUUCUCCAUUUUUUGUAAAUUUACACUUUUAUUUUGGGAAAUACAUUGUCAGGAACUGACUGUGGCUAGAGACUCAAAUGCAGACACGUUUAUUAACAGUCCAGGGGUCCGUUUCACGUAGGUGGUUCAACAAACUCUGAGUUAAAUCCUUAACUCUGAGUUGAUCUACUCUGAGUUAGGAAACUCUGAGUUUCCGGUUUCACAACACCUGAUUUGAGACGGUUUUAACAACUCCGAGUAGUUUGACCUGGAGUUAAGCACGUGCACGCCAGACAUAAACAGCCAGCAUCUGUGGAGCGCAGAUUCAAUGAUCAACCAAUGGAAACAGGGAGAAGGAGGGGGCAGCAGCAAGCCAACAGCGAAUUACAGCACGUUUUUAGAAGAAAGUGCAAUACAGCAGCAGCUGCAAAGGAGAGGGAGAGGGCUUGGGAGGAAAUCGCUGCUCGCGUCAAUGCAUAUCUUUAAAUCUAGUCUCGUGCCAUCACAAUGACAGACUGUUGCAGGGAAACUGCUUGAAUCAUUUUGAUCAUGUUUUACAUUGUCAAGUAAGUAUUAAGUGGCAGUUUGAUCCCUUAAAAAUGCUCUUUUCACACUCAAAAAUGAAUUUUACUCUCUAUGAUGUUCCGUUAAAUGAUUAGGAAUAUUAAACUAACUCUCAGUAUGUAUAUGUACAUAUAUUAAACUAACACACACUACACUCAAUAUUAGACUUUCACUCAGCAAACAGAAAGAGGGCAGAUGCCAGAAAAACGGGUGGUGGCCCAGCAGCCCCACCUUUAACGGAGGCAGAGGGCAGGGCUGACAGGAACACAUCUGAAACACACUGGGGUUAGUGACUUUAAAAUAAAACACACAGGAGACAUAAGACAGGAAAUGAAAAAAUUAAAGAUAACUUGACCCUGAUCAUGACAUACAUGACAUUUUCGCUACAGCUUUUUCCAUGUAAAACUAGGAGAAUAACCUUUUUUAAUACCCUGUAAUUAGCCUGUUAUAAUUUCCUAUGCACUGAGAGCAAAGAGGUGAGCUUGGUUUAAUUGAGCUGCAGUUUGCACAGCAUGUCAGCUAACUUGUGCUGCCCUCGCUGUUCGAGUUCUUGGAGGUGUGGGACUCUUUGUCCGUGUCAUUUAUCGACGGGAUCGACUUUUUAAAUAGAAGCAGCCCUCAUGUAAAGGUGGUCAAUCAGGGCACUUUUCCAUUUUCUAACUGGUUGCUGCUUCCAUAGAGAUAAAAUUGCACACUUUAAGUGCAUAGUUAUGGCAGUUUUCCUGUGGAGGUAUGCAGUACUGAGAGAAUUAGGACAGUAAUCCUUCUGUGUUAUUUGUGUGUUCUUAGGUUGGCUGCAAAGUCGUCAUUGUGUUCUUCCAGUACUGUAUAAUGGCCAGUUUCUUUUGGCUGUUGGUGGAGGGACUAUAUCUUCACGCACUGUUGGCUGUCUCUUUCUUCUCUGAGAGGAAGUACUUCUGGGCUUACAUCCUUAUCGGCUGGGGUGAGAGUGUCUUCCUUUUAAGCUGUGAUGUUGCAUUUCUCUUCUGAUGAUGAAUUACAGGUCGUGUGGUCCAACCUCUGGGAUGUAAUAACUCAUGCUUAUACUUCAAUAUCUUUUUUAUGCCUCCAGGAGGUCCAACAAUUUUCAUCACAGCCUGGAGUAUCGCUAAAGCUUACUAUAACGAUGUGGGGUAAGAAAAACUCAAGGCAACUGCUUGACCAGUGCCAGGAUUUGAUCUCUUAUAAGCUUUGAUUUGCAACAACUAGAAGGUGAAUAUUAUUUCCAUGUUUUCACAGGUGCUGGGAUAUAAUUGAAAACACAGAUGUCUUCUGGUGGAUCAUUAAAACCCCAAUCUUAGCCUCAAUCCUGGUAGGUUUUAAAGUUAUUUUUCUUCAAUUCCAGUCCAUCAACAUCACGGCAAUGUGAAGCCAAAUUUGUUCAAAGAAAAAUCAGCCGUCACUUAGAGUGAAAAACAUUACCCUCUAUUACCAUCAGUCUUUUUGGCGUGAAAGCUUCUUUUUAGUAUUCUCACUGUGUAAAAUUCUCCCUGAGAGGUUGUCACGACCUCAAAGUUCUCACUUCACUUAGGCUGGCAGCACGAUCAAGUAGGUUUGUUUUAAGAACAUAACAGGGUCGCCCUAAUCUUCAUUUAACCCCAGCGUCAUUAUGGCUUUUGCCUGUCUAUUUGCGAGUUUAAAAGAUUAUUAGAUUAUUUUAUGAAACAAAUGGCAGCUAAAGAAAAUAAAGCCUGCUGUUUGUCAAGAACAUGGCAACUAUGUCUAUUAGCAAAGUUUAUUGAAUUUAACUUUGCUGAAAAUAAGUCAGUCUUGUGACAGUCUUGUAUGAGUGUCAGUAUUUGUAUUUUUUUGUCAUGCCACAAGUUAUUUGGUGAUUGAAAACACUCUCAUUUCUGUUAAGUGUAAAGUCUAGCCUGACUCAGGCCAAAUCUUGGGGAAGGAUCUUCUCCACAGCAGCUCUAAAAUGGUUCAAUGUAAAACACAAAGUGUAUCAGUUAGCUGGGCUAUAGUUUGACCCAUAACCCACUAAUUGACACUUAUUUUGAUUUGGGCCAAACUCUGUAGUGGAAAGUAAAAUCUAUAAUUGCUGUAAGCAUAAUUAUCAAAAAUUAAAACAACAACGAAAAAAAGACUUAUUUCUGUGAAUCAAACACCAGGUAGAAAAACAGAUAACUUAGUAGUUUAGCAUAUUGCAUUGCCUUUGAGUUUACAUCCAACAUACUAGCUGUCUAGUGUGUCUACAUUUUCUACCUCCAUAUUUUAGAGACAGUUUUAGAGAUAAUGUCGGCUUUUAUCAGCUGCUUUUGUCCUCUUUUGCCUUUUCUUGGCAGUGCUCGGUUUUUGGCUCAGCAGGUUUUCGUUUACUUUGUGUUUUUUUUAGAUUAAGAUCAGGAUCAGCAGCCUGGCUGUCAGAUCCCCGUGUCUGUCUCUUUCUCUGUUUUUCUCUCCUUUCUCUCUCCCCUCUGCAGCAGCAGAUUGAUGUGUGGAGCUUUAUUCUGCUGCCAGUUCUGAAGUCCAACACAAAUGAACUAUUUAGAAAUGUUAAUUUUCCUGCAGGGUAGCAAGAUAAUCCAAUUGAUGCGAGAUGAAAUACAGCAACAUGACAUUGUAGUGGGGAGCAUAUCAAAUAUUCCUCAGCAUCUGUCAAACAUGAGAAGCAUGUUUAAUCAAACUUGAAAUUAUAUCAGUGUUUAUUAGAAAAUGCUGUCACGUUUACACUAUUUCUACAUCUUCCACAGAUGAACUUCAUUCUGUUCAUCUGUAUUAUAAGGAUACUUCGCCAGAAAAUCAACUGCCCAGAUAUUGGAAGAAAUGAGUCCAACCAGUACUCGUGAGUAUAGUUUCAUUCUUACACUCAUCAUAUGAAAUAUCAUUAUUCCUCCUACACUUGAAUUUGUACAACACUGUAGAAAUUAUGAUUAUUUAGAAAUGUAAACAAAGAUUAAACACAGAAAGCAGGGGGUUUAUUUGUUCUAUGAGUACAACUGUGGCUGUAAAUUUAAUCUUUUCUGAGGUGUUUAAGGUUUAUGAGCAAGUUUAACGUCCUUGCUCAAGGAAAUGAGUCAUAUUGAGGAGAUCUACAUGUGAUCUCCUCCAUCUCAUGUGCCAACUAUAAUGCAUGAGCUAUUCUCCCUCUGUCACUUUUAACAGAGAUUUUUUCAAUCUGCUCCUCUGUGCUGAAACGUGAAAUGAACAGCACUCAGUAGAUGCAUUCAUUAUUGGCAUAUGGAGAAAAAGAGUGGAAAAUGGUUGUCAGCGGAGGGAGACAUUAUUAUCUGUUUUUGCUUUGUUGUUUCAGGAGACUGGCAAAAUCAACGCUGCUUUUGAUACCUCUGUUUGGCAUCAAUUUUAUCGUGUUUGCAUUCAUCCCAGAGCAGGUGAAGACUGAGCUUCGGCUGGUUUUUGACUUGAUCCUUGGAUCAUUUCAGGUAUGAUGCCGACUUUUUAUUAAAAAAAGUGAUUCUAAAGUCAUCCUUUCACCAGUCCUUUACAGUUUGAAAAGCUUUGGGUUCCUGUUGGCCUAAGGCAGGGGUGGGCAAUCAUGUGCCAUGGAGCGCUGAGAGGCUGCAAGUUUUCUUUCCAACCCAAAACUCUACCUGGUGAUUUCACUGAUUAGUCCCUGCUCUCUGCUUGGAGGUAAGGUAAUCAGUGAAAUCACCUGGUGGAGUUUUGGGUUGGAAAGAAAACUUGCAGCCUCUCAGCGCUCCAUGGCACAUGAUUGACCACCCCUGGCCUAAGGGUUUGAGGGUACUCCGUAUAUAGUUAAAAAAGUCAGAUCGCCCCCCAAAAUACUAUUUUUACCCAUAAGUGUAAUCUAGAUUCAAACAAAAAAAGUCUUGAAAUAUUUCACCUUGUGUGAGAUGAAUCUAGAAUACAUGGAAGUUUCAUGUUUUAUUAAAUUGCAGGAACUUUUUCAGGACACCCAUUUUUUUAGAUUUUUUGAAUAGAGGCUGUAAUCCUUGUUGCAGCGGUCGCUGUGUUCGACUGCCAGUGUUGUUUGCUGCCUGUCUUCUUGCACUCUCUACUCCCCUCAUUUCUUGUGUCUCGUCAGCUGUCCUAUCCAUAAAGGACAAAAUUUCUAAAAAAAAACAAAACAAACAAACUUUGAAACAUUAAUCAAAAGUUCAGAAAAACCUCAGACUUUUAAAUUGAACUUCCUAAAGAUAACGUAAUGAUUUGGCGCCCUGUCAGGCAAUACCUGCUAGUGUCUUUAUUAAAGAAAGCCCUGCCAGGAGUCUGUGGCAGGUCUCCAGGCACUUUGCUCCCUGAUUCAGUGGCAGCGUUAUUGUUUCAAACCCUGGAGUUAUUUCAAUUCAUCACAAAAUCAGGAGUGAUGGAGAACGCAGACAGAGGGCAUUACAGCCUGUUUGGACUCUUUCCAGUGCUUUCCCUUUGUUCUUCCCAUCCUUCCUUCUCUUAUAGACCAGGACUUGUGUGCAUUGUUGCCUGUGUAAUCCAUUUUAAUUAGCAUUAGCUAUUGAUGUCAAGACAAAGCCUUUCACUGUGACAGUCCGUUAAUGCUCUCUAAUCUGUGGUUUUCUUUCCAUAUAGGGAUUUGUGGUCGCAGUCCUUUACUGCUUCCUCAACGGAGAGGUAGGUGUCCCCCUCCUCACUGAGAUAUAAACACUGUUUGUGUAAAUACUCUGUUCAAACCUCAAGAUUCCCAUGCGCAGAUAGCCCACAGUCCCCCACAGUACACCAUUAACAUUCACACACAGUCCUGAAAAGGUGGGUGGAGAUGUGAUUAUGAGUCAUCCUUUCUGGCCGGCCAGGCUGACUCCCCCCCUAGUGGCAUAUUUUUUUUCCAUGCGCUCUGCCUGCAGGAUGGGAGGGCUGUAAAAAGCUCAGCCUCUCUGGCAGGGAGACUCUCAGUCCUGUCUGCAGAGGCUCUCCGUGGGCACAUUAGUUAUGUUCCCGAAGUUGGGCCAGAUUGAAUCACAAUGAUGGGCUGGAUGGCAAGCCCUUAUACUAUGCUGCAUGAAUUUUAAUCUGCGACAAUUUCCAGGUGUCCUCUGAAGUGUGGAUGAGUGAAAUUGUUAAGUUGGUCCAGCCUCCAGGAAUGGUUUGUGGUCCUUGAAUUGUGUGCAUUGUUGUUGAGAUAAUAUUGGUACAUCAAGAUGUUGCUGUACACGGUGAUACACCAAAAACAGAAUUUGCUUACAUGAAUGUGGACAAAAGACAGCGAAGGUCUCUCGGGUUAACAAUGGAGGAAGCAGAAAAGCUUUGCUGCUGAUUCAUCUUGUUUAAAGCUCUUCUGCUAUUUAAAUCAUUGUUUCAUUAGACAAGCAUAGAUAUGAAGUAGCACAAUAGUACUUUCUCGUUAUUGGGUUAGUUGGUUUAAACAAUACAUCAUACAUUCAGAGCAAUCCUUGAAUGCGUCUCUUUCUCUUUUGUGCUUGAGCAUUGUGUGCUUAAAAAAUGAGAGUGGAAAAUAAACUAUCAUUCUGUAUUUAUGUCUAAUAAUUCUUCAUGUCUUCGAUUUUGCUCAUAUCUUUUGGUGUCAUAGCGAGUUACAGAGGCUCAGCUUGUGGAGGAUUUAAAUCUUUCAACCAAAUAGCUUUUACACAAGCCGACCAAGUUCUCUCUGCACUCUGGCCAAAGCUGUUAAAAAAAACAUGUUUAAAAUAUUCAGACUACAUUUAACUGGUUUUUUUUUCCUUCACUGUAAAAAAAUCUGCAGGUCCAAGGAGAGAUCAAGAGGAAGUGGCGGAGAUGGCACCUGCAGAGAUACAUGCGCUCCGACACCAAGUACCAACAUCCGUCUAUCGGCAGCAGCAACAACUUCAGCACUCAGAUCACCAUGUUGACGCGCUGCAGCCCCAAAACGCGCCGCUGUUCGUCCUCGUGUCAUGACGACCUGUCCAGCAUAUGAAAACAUAUCACACACACACACACACACACACACACACACACACACACACUCACUCACACAUACACAGACACACACGCACACGCACGCACACACAGGGAAGAGGACAUACCUGCUGUUGAGGUUGCUCUCAUGCCAAACAGCAGGCAGAAAAGAUGGAGCAUAUGUAAUCUUCACAAUAAAACACACACUCUCCCUUAUGAGCACACUCUUGUUUGAUGCUUUGGUUGAGUGUCAUGUGAACAAAAGAAAGUUAAUAUAAAACAUCAAUCUGCUCCUUAUCUUGAAUAGGGACAAAAAAAACAACAAUGCAUUACUCACUUUUUUGCACAUUUAAAGGAUAACCGUUUUUUUUUCCGUCUUAUUAUUUCAUGGAGCGCACAUUUACAGAGAAACUUGUGUGUCACAUAAUCAUGAAUCAUCGGACCACUUGUGAUUCAGUUUCCUAGGCAGUGGAGAAUGUCACAUGUUAAUGGGGUCAGGUGGAGAAAUCCACAUGUGAAGCGUACCGUUAGCCCCACAAUCUGAUGUAAUUAUUGGCUGAUUGAAAAUCACUCUGUGGAUUCCUGCAGGGCCACGAUUAAAACUUGUGCAAAGACACAGCAUGCAGAAGAGCAGAGGUGUGCAGCAACUUUUCAAGACAUGAAAAGUACAGGACAGCACCUAUCCCUAGCAACGUGUAGGAAAGUACGAAAAGCAAAGUGUGCAGCAUUUUGAUUUCCUUUCACUGUAGGAAGAAAAGCCAGUUUGAGACUUCAGACCGGCUGACCAAUGUGAAGCUGAUUCACAGUGACGGGUUUGGAGCACACAUGCCCUUUUCUGCACUAUCACUCUCAUGAGAGACUUCUUUUUAUUAGUUCAGUUCCCUCUUGUUUUGAGUGACUCUAGGCCUGUAACAGAGUUGAAGUUUGUGCUCAUGCAGUUUUGUUCUCUGAACCGGGGAACAGUCUGUUUCAGUAUUCUUUUAAGUGAUACUUUCAAUCAAAUGGUUGCUGGCUCUAAAGCCGCACAGAAACCAUGGAGAGGAAAUGCCUUUAAGCAAUCCAGCCUUUGAAUGUUUACAUUAACAUGGAGGGAGUCAUUUAACAUUGUACAGACAGAUACACAGCGUAAAACAAUUAUGGAUUGUUCUGUUGCAGCGAUUGUAUUGUGGUUGUUGUAAUUGUUGUUUGCUCAUAUUAUUGCAACAUGUAGGGUUUAAAGCUUUUCCAGGGAGAUAAAUUUCUCUCGUACGGGCUUGUUUAUGAAGCAGUUUGUGGCUUAAUGUUAACAGCUUAAUAAAACGCACUUCAUCACACUACAGGCACACAGAGAAGCUUCAUUGUUGAGUCUUUGGGAGAUUAAAUGUUAGCUGAAAUCUCCAUUGACUUGUCAGGUUUAAUCUUCUACACCAGAGGACUUUGAACAUGUACCUACUUUAAUAAUAAAGCAGAGACAUUGGGGGCUGGUAUGAAAUGCAAAGUAAGGUGACAGGGAUGACUGGCCCUGCCACAACGAUGCGAUCAGGAUGCUUUUUUGCUAACAAGUUUAGACUUGAAAGUCAAUUGCAUGUGCAUCAAAGAGCGAACGUCCAGACGGUCCAGCGUCACCUGCAAGGAAAGAGUAACCUCAACCCAGUGCAGGUUUGGAGGGUCAGACAGGCUAGCUAAGCAUAAAAAAGAGAAAAGAAAACACGCUUUGUCGAUUAAAAAAAGCUUUUGAUAGUGGAUGUUAUGUUGGUGACUAAGACGUUGUGGAAAAUAAAUGUUUUUACCGUCUGUAAAAGGAUUACAAAAGAGGACAGAUACUGCUCUCUGUUAGCUUAGGUUGGCACUUAAACGUGAAACCAGUGGGAACAGCUCUGUUAAAACAAAAAUAAAUCUAUUUUCCAGCACAAUUUAGGUUACUUUUAGUUCUUUAUGUUUAGUAACUUGUAUCUAGUCCAAAUAAACUGUAAUGAACCAUGUUGACUCAAGACAACCAACUAAGCUAGCUGAUCUGGUGCAAGAAAUAAGCUACAUCUGUAAAUCUGCUUCUUUUUUCAGAUAAACAAUGAAAUAUAACUUAAAUAAGCUACAAAGAUACCAGUAGAAAGAUCUUUUCUACUAACCUUUGGUGUUACACAUUAUUUCGCUGAGCUAGAUUACCGUCUACUUUAGUUCUUUGUUUCAUGCUUUAGGAGUUAAAUUCCUCAGUAUCUGACCUCAGUAUUUCACAUUGUUUGGUGUAUGUCUUCUGUUGUCAGUAAAGUAAUUAUGUCAAUUUGCCAUUUUACCUCUAAUAUCUCCUUAUUGCUUCAAAGUGUUUUGUAACGCUAGGCUAACUAGCUCCUGGCCUUGUGGUAAAUGUAAAGCUUUGGGAGUGAAAUUCCCGUAAAGACUCUUUAUUUCACAUUGUUUGGUGUCUGUCUUCUGUUGUCAGUACAGGUAAAUGUAAUUAUGUGAAUUUGUUCUUAUACCUCUAAUAACUGUGGAAUGUAAAUAGAUCUGUACAUACUAAAGGGAAACAAUUCAAAUGUACAGAGUUUUUUAAAGAAGUUACAGGUAUUACUAUCUUAUUUUGUUCUGGUAACCUGGCAUGAUUGUCUCUGUAUCUAUAUUUAAAAUUGAUAUCAAAUGAACAGUGGCUCUUAUAUGUGCUAACAGUAUUCAGAAAGCAGGUUAUGUAAUAGAGAUUAGUGUUUUUGCAAACUGGAUAUUGUGUUGUGUAAAAUAAAGAUUUGAGCGUUCAGGUGUUUUUGGUCUAGCAGGUGAAAUGUAAACCUUUAAAAAGCCUCAGUGUACUGAAAGUAUUAUUUAUCAGAUCACAUUUGUGAACACAAAAACAAACCUGGGUUUGUUUGACCUUUUUUUGUAUUUUCUUGUGGUUGUUAUUCAUUUUAUUGCACAUUGUAUGUUGAGAGUGUUAGUUACAGGAAUUCAACUUGCCAUACAUUUUUUGAUAUUGUUCCACUCCGUCUGUUUUCAUUAAAUUAUUUAGAGAAAUACAA
This is a messenger RNA of Xyrichtys novacula (pearly razorfish), 45194 nucleotides long. The record is from the annotation of a GenBank genome assembly. NCBI's taxonomy places the organism in Eukaryota, Metazoa, Chordata, Actinopteri, Labriformes, Labridae.